Messenger RNA from Pelobates cultripes (western spadefoot toad), 44667 nucleotides. NCBI's taxonomy places the organism in Eukaryota, Metazoa, Chordata, Amphibia, Anura, Pelobatidae. The record is from the annotation of a GenBank genome assembly.
AUGGAAUGUGGCCGCUCAGACGGAGGUCGGCAGACUGCGGCACGCCUCCGUCUGACAUCAAUGGUGGGGGCGGUGUAUACCGCAAAAGCUCAUGGGAUAUGUAGUGUUCAGACGGAGGCCGGCAACAAGAGGCACGCCUCCGUCUGACAUCUACAAAAAAGGGGCGGCGCCUAAUGCCGAUCGGAAUACAUCUUGUGAAAAUAAAAUAAAAUUGAGUGGCAUAACAGCCAAAAUAAGAACAAAUAUGAAUAAGACAAAUAUGAGUAUAUUAGACAAAUAUGAGGUAAAAAACAGAUUUUGGGUAUGUAGAAAAAGAAUAAUAGGACUAAAGGAAAAGGUGUGUAUGUCUUUUCUUAUGAAUAUAGGGCAAAACUGUAACAAUGUAGGUAAAUAUUUGUAAUUAAGUGAAAUUUCAUUAAGAAGCAAUGCAUAUGUGUAUAUAUAUAUAUAUAUAUAUAUAUAUAUAUAUAUAUAUAUAUAUAUACAUAUAUAUACACAUCUUGGUAUUAAGACUGAUUGUCCUGUAUUCAGCAUUCUUUAAAUGUGUCAUUUUCUGAAUCAGUUUUAGAAUAGCCCCUAUACAUUUGGGCACAAAAAUAAAAUAAAAAGAAAAAGAAAAAGAAAAAGAAAAUAAAAAUAAAUAUAAACAUAAAAAUAAAUAUAAAUAUAAAAAUAAAAAUAAAUAUAAAAUAAAAAUAAAAAAUUAUUUUAUUUUAUAAAAAAUUAAAAAGGUCAAAUUCAGCGUUCAAGCCUUCAGGAAAAAGGGUCUUAAGUGUAAAAACCCAGUACAUUUCUCUUUUUCCUAAGGUUUUCACCAUAUCUCCACCUCUCCAUGGGAGAGUAACUUGUUCUAUACCAGUUACUUUUAGGAGUGUCGGGUCUUUAUUAUGUAUUAAAAAAUGCUUGGACACUGAGUGGUUCUCAUAGCCUCUCCUAAUGUUACGGCAAUGUUCUGCUAAUCUCACUUUAAGGCAUCUUUUAGUCAUGCCCACAUAUUGCAGCCCACAUGGGCAUUCCAAUAAGUAUAUCACAUUUUUGGUAUUACAACCUAUAUAUUCUUUAAUUGUGUAAGAGGUUUUAGUAAUGUUGGAGGCAAAAUGAAUAGUUUUAGAAUUUGUAAUUCCUUUAGUCGUUCUACACACAAUACAUUUGUUACACUUAAAACAACCUUUUGGUCUAGAUAAAAAAGUUUUAUUUUGUUGUACAUUCUCUCUUGUAUAGUUUUUAGUGAGGAUGGUUCUGAAAUUGGGGGCCCCUCUAAACACAACAUUGGGUCUUUCUGGGAUGUAGUCUUUUAAAAGGUCGUCUUGUUUAAGGAUAUGCCAAUGUUUAUUUAGAAUUUUUUUUAAAGUUUUAUUUUUAUUGUUAAAAUCCAAGAUAAUGGGUAAUUGAGGAGGAUCUACUUUUUUCACUUUGUAUUCAAGAAGCUCCUUUCUUUGUUUAGUUUUAACUGUCUCUAAGGCUGUAUUUAGCUUGUCUGCCUCAUACUUUUUGUCUAAAAACAUAUUUUUCAAUGAGGUAGAUUGGGCAUUGAAAUCAGCUGUUAAGGAACAAUUUCGAUGAAGACGAAGGAAUUGACUUUUGGGGAUACCAUCCAACCACGGUCUAUGAUGGCAACUAGUUUGGUCAAUAAUCGUAUUAGUGCAAACUUCUUUAAAAAAGGUCUUAGUUUGAAUACGUCCAUCUUGAAUAAAAAUAUUUAAAUCUAAAAAAUUGACUCCUAAAAGUAACUGGUAUAGAACAAGUUACUCUCCCAUGGAGAGGUGGAGAUAUGGUGAAAACCUUAGGAAAAAGAGAAAUGUACUGGGUUUUUACACUUAAGACCCUUUUUCCUGAAGGCUUGAACGCUGAAUUUGACCUUUUUAAUUUUUUAUAAAAUUUAUUUUAUUUUAGAUUUAUUUUUAUAUUUAUAUUUAUUUUUAUGUUUAUAUUUAUUUUUAUUUUCUUUUUCUUUUAUUUUUGUGCCCAAAUGUAUAGGGGCUAUUCUAAAACUGAUUCAGAAAAUGACACAUUUAAAGAAUGCUGAAUACAGGACAAUCAGUCUUAAUACCAAGAUGUGUAUAUAUAUGUAUAUAUAUAUAUAUAUAUAUAUAUAUAUACAUGUGCAUUGCUUCUUAAUGAAAUUUCACUUAAUUACAAAUAUUUACCUACAUUGUUACAGUUUUGCCCUAUAUUCAUAAGAAAAGACAUACACACCUUUUCCUUUAGUCCUAUUAUUCUUUUUCUACAUACCCAAAAUCUGUUUUUUACCUCAUAUUUGUCUAAUAUACUCAUAUUUGUCUUAUUCAUAUUUGUUCUUAUUUUGGCUGUUAUGCCACUCAAUUUUAUUUUAUUUUCACAAGAUGUAUUCCGAUCGGCAUUAGGCGCCGCCCCUUUUUUGUAGAUGUCAGACGGAGGCGUGCCUCUUGUUGCCGGCCUCCGUCUGAACACUACAUAUCCCAUGAGCUUUUGCGGUAUACACCGCCCCCACCAUUGAUGUCAGACGGAGGCGUGCCGCAGUCUGCCGACCUCCGUCUGAGCGGCCACAUUCCAUAUCGAUGUGUGCAAUCAGUCACGUGAUCGCGAAGGUCCGCGAUCACGUGACCAUCUAUUCUUGCUCUCUCCCUUGUUACUACAUUUCCCACACUGCCCCAGUGUUCACCAUGUGAUCGCAUUAGAUUGCGAUCACAUGAUUCUCGAUUUAAUCUAUUAUUUCAACAAAUAACACUCGUUUUACUAUUAAUCAUUAUGUAUUUCCUUAUAUUUUAAAUUAUAAAUACUAUGCAUUUUGUAUUUUUAAGUAUUUUCAUGUAAUGAAUUAUUUUGCUUUUUACACACUGUAUGGAUAACGUCAUUUUGGCGCCAAAAUUCAAAUAAGCAUGUUUUAUCAUAGUUUAUAAAAGUAUCUAUGUACCAGGCUGAUUUUUUAUUAUUGCCAGUUGAUAAAGCCCUGUGUGGCGAAACGCGUUUUGGCUAUUUUACAUACAUUUUAUAUUUUUUAUUGUAUCAAUAAAGGAAUAGUGGCUUUUUUACAACAACUUUGCCAUAUACCUUCUUUUCUGAUUUUUAAAAUAAUUUUUUUUGUUUUAAAAAUAUUUCCUCUCACCUGGUCAUUCACCAACUUGGAAUCUACCCACGACCAAGAAUCCUUGGUGGGGAUUGUACCACCUAUGCGAAUAUACUGAGCAGUUUAUCCUGCUCAUUCGAAUGUGAGUAUUUUUAUUCUUUUAUUUAAUUUUACUUUAUUUUAAUUCAGUGAGCACUAUAUUCUGCUUUUAUCUCCUUUUUUACCAAGGAAUUACCUUCACCUAUAUCCUACCAGUGGGGGAUAAACGCCACUGAAUGCCCACAAUACCAGAGCAAGUUCAUGCUCUAAGAUAGGUGAGUGUACUACCUACCUACCUAUUAUCAUUAUUAAUCAUCACAGACAGUCUACACUAUUGGAUCGUCUUUGUUGUUUAUAUUUUCCAUGUUCAUCUCUGAAUCAAGACUCCUCUAAAGAUUAGAAGAUUCAGCCUCUUAUUGGACUUUCUACUUCCAAAUACUUACCAGAACCUGAAAGAGAAAUAUACCAAGUACUGUCACUAUCAUCCAUUUAUUUGAACUUUUUAAAGUAUAUCAAGAAUUUGGACUAUCUUCUUUUAUACAUAUUAGUUAUAUAUAUUUAUUAAAUUCCCUUCUUUUUAUACAUAUUAUCUUUCUUUUACGUUAAAAGUGUUUUCCAUAUUUAUCCCUUUUUAUUUGAUAUUCUUGUAGCGCAACCUAUUAUUCUUGUUUUUGUCAUUUCUCUUUUGAGGACUUUAGAGGGAACCUCAUACCUAUAGGCUGCAGCUUCCUACUUGACCACAUCACACAGCGCUGAUCCAUUUUCUACCUUUCUUGUUAUAUGCAGUUUAAAAAAGGCAUUUGCGCUAUUUAAAAAAAAAUUAAAUAUCACACAUUGACAGUUUGAUAUAGUGAGUACUUUAAUUACUGUUUCAAUUUUUUACAUUGUGUGUGAUAAACACUUUUUACACAGGUCUUAAAGACACAGCACACCUUUAUUAUUAUUUUUUUGCAACCCCACUCACACCUCUAAAUUUAAAGUGUUCCUAUAAAUGCUGUGCUCCUCAAACCAAAUGCUACUAUUGAGCAGUUAGACUGGAGGGGCAUGAUCUAUACACCAAAACUGCUUAAUUAAGCUAAAGUUGUUUUGGUGACUAUAGUGUCCCUUUAAGGGUGCUUUUUCUUACUGUACUUGAUGAAAGUGGAAUGCAAUACUUCAAUCUGAGAAGCAUUCUAUUCACACAGUGUGGUGAGUGCUGUGCAUGCCCUGUAGGAUCCCAAUGUUUCCUUAUAAGGAGCAUUGCAUUGGCUUUUAGAGAUGUCCCAGGGGCGAAAUAGACUCUCUCACCACUGUAUAUGUUCAGAAGUGAUUUGCUAGUUGAUCUUAUCAGCUGUUGUGGACUAUCCCAGGAUGUUUCACAAAAACUGAUGGAUCAGAGUGGGAGACCUAGCCCACAUUAACAGGGGCUGUAGGGUUUAACAAUCCUGAUUCAUUGACUAUAUAAAUGCAUACAUACAAAGGGUUUAUACCCCCACACAAACAAAUCUGCGGUCUAAAAUAGCCAAACUAUCGGGGUUAUUCACUAAAGUAAAACUUGCUGAGAUUUCGACGUUAAGUUCAAAUUUAAGGCCAAAAGUGCCAAAUCAAAAACAGUGAGGUAGCUCAGUUGGUAAAUUCCCUAACUACAAAGCCUGUUCAAAAUUGCAAGGUCACAGGUUUAAAUCCUGGCUGGGUCAACUCAGCCCUUCAUCCUUCGGAGGUCAAUAAAAUGAGUUCCAUCAAUUGGGUAAUAAUAACAUCUGUUACUAUUCAGCUGCCGAUGUGGUUAAUUCUGAGAGCACGCGCGGAGUCCCACUGGGAGAAAGGCGCUAUAUAAAAACUAGAUAUUAUUAUUAUUAUUAUUAUAAUCCGGUCUAAUUUUUGAAAUUCGUUUUGCAUUGCCAGCAAUGCUCAGUCAGUGAAUCUCCCUGUCAGGCCAUAGUUUAAUGGGUUAUUGCCAAUACUGUGACAUGGCUGGAAUCCACAUUUAAGGCCAAACAUUGCAGGAAUUCUCCAAUUCUGCUCGCUUCCACUCCUGUUACUUUAGAUUUUAAUUCGAAAUUCACUUUAAAUUCCAGACAAUUCUCCCUCCUAUAGCCCAGUGCCAGCCUGUCUGUUUUCCCGUUCGCUCUAGCCCGCUGUUUAGUGAAUAAAGCCCUCAGGCUGUGUGCUGCCUCCUCUACCUGCAUGGAGUAUGGCAUUCCUUCCUGCACAGGACGCUACUCCCUUUUCCUGUUAUCUCGCCCAUCUCCCUACCACUCCCUAUUAUCUCGUGUGUGUAUAUAAUGUAUAUUUAACACCCCUCCCGGUACACGCCCUCUUUCUCGCUCCCUGUACAACACGCUCUCUCAUUGGCGGCUUGCCGGCCUCCUCUUUUUCGCGCUCCCUGAUUGGCCGCGGCUGGGCAGGCAGUGACGUCACCGGCUAGUCCUGGGAAGGGCGGGUUCGGUCCGAGCGACGGAACCCUGAGCGGUGGGGAGAGAUCCGCCGUGAGUGACGUCACCCAGCCCACCUUUGAUCGCAGCCCAGAGACACGCUGAGCCCACCGUGAGUAUGCUGAGUCCGCCGCCGGUAUUCCGGGGCAGGAGGGGUGGGUCACCGCCGAGUAUAUGGAAGUGGCCUCCUCUACCUGUGUGUGGGUGGGUGGGUGUCUGUGCUGUACCUGAGCGCCGGGGAGCACACCGGGCCGAGCUGCCGCACUCGCUAACACCCUGCAGCCGCACUUUAACCCAAUCACUGCUAUCAAAUCAUGGGCAGAGUGCUGGCAUCCUGCCCCGCUCUCCCUCCACUAACCAACUCUAUCAUCAUCAUCAUCACUUUAUUAUUAUUAUUAUUAUUAUAGUUAUUAUUAUUAUUAAUUAUUAUAGUUAUUAUUAUUAUAGUUAUUAUUAUUAUUAUUAUAGUUAUUAUAGUUAUUGAGUUUUGUUUUUACUCGGGUUUUGUUUUAAAGUGCUCACAACUGGGCCUCAACCUCUUAGAUUUACUUUUGAGGGUUAUUCACAAAAUUCCAGAUUUAUAGCCAAGUCUGGGCCAAAGAAAAUAAAAUGGCAGGUUUGAAAUAUGUUUUUGCUUGGUGCAGCUUGACUCUCUUUUGCUACUGUUCGGAUUUCAGUUCACGAUAACUCUGUUUAGUGCAUGUAUUGCCUUUAUAACAUUUUAUUAGUUGAUAAGACUCUGGAAUAUAUAUAAGCAGGACUGAGCAGAGGAGAUAUAUAUAUAUAUAUAUAUAUAUAUAUAUAUAUAUAUAUAUAUAUAUAUAAUAUAUAAAAUUUUUGUUUCUGAGUCAUUAGACACUAACCUCUGAUCUCUUGUAGUUCAAUACUGUAUUCAUGUUAUGUUGAAUCUUACCAGUGAAUUUUGUGUGUGUGUACACACAAUGUGAAUAAGUAUGAAAGUCUGGCACACAAUAUGUGUUGGAGUUAGUAAUGUGAUUACAAUGCAGUUUCAAAGUUUGAGAAUAGGAGGAGAAAAACAAAUGGUAGAAUUGAAAAGUCGCUCCAGACUAACCAUUCAAGAAAAAAGGGAAGGUCUUCUGGUAUGUUUUUUGCAAGCUAUAGAUGUACUAUACUUGUAUCAGACUUUACUAAGGGUUCACAAUGGUUUAGAGAGGCCUUUCAUUGUAGAGAUGUCUUAGCUGGCCAAGUGUGUACAUGAUCAAACAGUGUUCCAGCACAAAGUCUGGAUGAAUCACAGCUUCUGGUAAUGGCAGGACCAGUAUCCCCAGCUGUUGAAGUAAACUCUAUAUAUAAAAAAAAAAUUUAAAAAAUUAUGGAACCAACUUAAUGAAGUGAUCUCUCAACAACCUGUUUGUGUGCCAACUGACAUCUCUGCAAGCAAGGAGAAUGGGAGAUGACUGAAUUGUAUAGAACAGCUCCAAUAACUAGCGAAGUUCUGAAAUGGGGCAUAAUGGCAGCCCAGUUAGCUAUAUCUCUGUUUACUGCUAUGUCUCUUGGAGACUUCACAAGGGUUGAUGCAGCCUUAUGAAUACAAAGACUAUCAGUGGUGAUUCUAUAAUGUUGUAAUCAGCUUUUUGAGGAAAGAAGGCCUAUAGAUUCUGGCACUCCACAAAAAAGGACAUUCCUGCGUCUGUAUUGGGCCUUUAAAGAACCACUGUAUGGGACAGGUUUUGUACUCCCUGCAUGAGCCACCUCUUGACUGUUUCCUAACUUCCAAUCUCACUCUUUAAGCAAGUUUCCACAGCUGUAAGUUUUUGGUAGCACUAAUUUUUGGGCCUUUAAUAGGUAUGUUUCCCAAAACUCCUUCAGUUCAAGUAUAAGCUUCUUAAUGCCACCACCUUUGUGGAGGGAAAGGAGUCUUCAUCUGAUUCUAUUGAUCACAGAGAGGUAAGGAGUUUUGUCCCCCAGGGCCUAAUCACAGUUGUGACACCAGAGGUUUCUGGAUAAUUUAUUAGGAAAUUCAUGCUGUUCUGUUAAAUCAAGAGUCUGAUUUGGGGAAUUUGGCAGCCUUCUGACUGAUACCAUUUCUAAUACUUAUACCCUGUCAUGUCACCCAGGGGUAUAAAGAAGUGUAUGUUAAAAAAAUAUUUUUGGGGGGUGUCCCAUUCUAGUGCUUCUUGACUAUAGCUCAGCUACACCCAUGUAAACUUGUUAUGAUUAAUUCAAUACACAUGAAGUGAAGAUGGCUAAAAGAUUGAUUCCCGUAUAUUGUACAAUUACCAAUGAUACUUUAUCUGAAUUUAAAAUCAGAAAGCAUACGAAGGUCUACCUUUUGCUCAUAAUGUAAAUAAAUAAGAUUAUUUUUAUAAGUAGUCCUUUGCCAUUGCAUCGAAUUAACGUAUGUAGUUAUUUUAUGUCUGUUAUCACUCUUCAGACUGUUGGGUCUGUCAACCCACGUCUCUCCAUAAGGAUAUCUAAAAGUUAAAGGAACUGUAUAAGCCCCAUAACAACUAUUGAAAUGUUGUUUUGGUGCCCAUCGGUCCCUUUUUACCUUCUUAUGGAAAGGGUUAAACAACUCUUAAAUAGUUUUAAGAUUGCUCUCCACCACCAGAUCUUCCUGUCCCAAGCGGCAUCCAGUUUCUUCACAAAGCACAGUCCCAUAAUGUAGGGGUGCCACAUAUUGGCUUAGAGCAGUCACCUGACGAUCUGUAGCUCCCCACUCAAUCAGCGGCACCCCUGUCCUAUUACACUCUGCGUUUCCUGAAAAUCCUAAAGAAACCGGAUGCUGCUGAAGAGCACAACUGGGUAAAAAAAAAAAGCACUAGUUGUUAUGGUGUCCAACCCGUUACAAGGGUUUCCACCCCCCCCUUUUUUUUUUUUUUUGUGUCAUAAGGCCUGUGGGCAUUAUUGUUUAGGUGCUUAACCCCUUAAGGACCAAAAUAAAAUGGAAUUGUGACAUGUCACACAUGUCAUGUGUCCUUAAGGGGUUAAAGGACCACUAUAGUCACCCAGACCACUUCAGCUCAGUGAAGUGGUCUGGGUGCCAAGUCCCCCAGUUUUUAACCUUUCAGAUGUAAAUAUAGCCGUUUCAGUGGCUGUCUUCCUGACAACCGCUAGAGGCGCUUAUGCGAAAAUCUCAUUCAGCGUGCAGAACGUCCUUAGGAAAGCAUUUAACCUCUUGAGCCCAACGGGAGGGGGGCCCUGAGGGUGGGGGGGAGCUAAGGGUUAUAUAGUGUCAGGAAAACGAGUUUGUUUUCCUGACACUAUAGUGAUCCUUUUACAGUCCUGUCUUUUCAUAAAGUAUGCAGAAGAAUUAAUGGUUAUUGGGGUAACUCUUUAAAGAAACACUCUAGACCCUUAAAUCUUGCUGAAAAUCUUUGUCUGCCCUCAUUUUGGAAAAACUGCAGAUUUCAAUAAAAAUUGACACUUUUCGAAACUAACCUGGUUAUACCCUCUUGGCUUUCAAACUAACAGUAAUGGUACUUCCUGGUUACUUUGGCUCAGUAGAGCUUAACAUAAGAGGCAGCAAUUGCUCAGAGCACUUUUCUUGCAAACACAUCUCAGUAAUCUGUGAUUAGACAGCCACAGAAAGUCUGGGCGGGGUUAGAAUGGGAAGGUUUACAAAGGCAGCAGAUGAGAACUGCUGGUCUUGCACGCUGUUUUUAAAUAUACCCUAAAUAAAAAGUUUUCAAGUUUUUAUUUGGGCUAUAUCUAUUAAACAAUUUUUUUUUUUUUUAAUUUAUUUUGUAUUUGGGCAGUGGAUUGUUAUUUUAAGAUUCAAUUAUUCAUUCCAUAACGGUCUCUUUCUACUGUAUGAUCAUGGAUAUUGCUCUAGCAUAAUUAAAGUGUCUGUGUUGCCUAAAAAUAAACGUUUUCUAAUCUACAUCUACAUACUUCCCUGUGUCUCAAUCUGCUGUAGUCUUCGUUAAAUAUAUAAGGAAACUAGUUUUCAUUAUGUAUAGCAGUCAAGUUGACAAAACAUUCAUAGGUGGGAAUUGGAGCUAGCUUCUGUUUCCGUAGUGCAAAAAUGAAAGGAAAACGGAUAUACUGCAGUAUCAUCCUAAAAAGAAUUGCAAAAAAAGUUCAAUAUAAAUAUCACUUCUGUUAACCCCUUCAGGACGGGUGACGGACGAGGUCCGUCACGCAGGGGAGACCCUUAACGACGGGUGACGGACCUCGUCCGUCACGCGGUAAAAUUAACCCCGGAUCGCCGCUAUUGCGGCGAUCGCGGGGUUAAUGGUGCUCCCGGUAUGCCUCUGCAUUAGAGGCAUACCGGGAGCACCCGGUCAAGCUGCCUAGCACAUGUGCUCGCUCUGACCACAAGUCGGAGCGAGCACAUUUGCUCUGUAUACUUACCUACCGGCUCCCUGCACUUCCGGGUUCUGUGUGAAGUGCAGGGAGCCGGAUCAGUGCUGAUCCUGCCCCCUGCUGUUAAAAAAAAUAAAGUUUAUUUAAAGUGUCCCCCCCUUACCCAUUUUAAUAAAAAAUUAACCCCUUCCCUGCCAAUUGAUCACUGACUACAGUGAUCAAUUGGCAGGGAUUACAUUUUACUAUGAUCUGAUUUUUUUUUUUAACCCUUGAGGGUUAAUUCUUUUUUUUUAACCCUCAGGGGUUAAAUUAACUAAAUUAAUUAAUUAAUUAAAUUAUUUUUAAAUUAUAUAUUUAGAUAGCUGGGGUAGGUGGAAGUUAGUGGGGAAUUGGGGGAUUUGACGUUAGGCUAACUAGGGGUUAACGUUAAAAAAAAGUUUUAAAAGAAACUUUAAAAGUUAAAAAUUAAGCUUAAAAAAAUGUUUUAAUAACAUUUAAGUAAUAAAAACAAAAAAACACACUUUACCUAGUCCAAAUAAAAAUUAACCCCUUCCCUGCCAGUCGAUCACUGCCUACAGCGAUCAAAUAGAGAUCACAGUUUUAUACUGUGAUCUAAUUUUUUUUAACCCCUGAGGAUUAACUUUUAUUUAUUUUUUUAACCCUCAAGGGUUCAAUUUAUUUAAUUAAUUUAAAUAUUUUAUAACUAUAUAUUUUGCUAGCUGGGGUGGGUGGGAGUUAUGGGAAAAUGGGGAAUUUACUGUUACUGCUGCGUACUGCUAGUUAGGGGUUAACAGUAAAAAAAAUAGCUUAGAAAAAUGUUAAAUCUGUAAAAAAGUUUUAAGAAAGUUUAGGAAAGUUUAAAAAAAAUUUAUAAGCAAAACAAAAGUUUAAAAACUAGUUUUUAAAAGUAAAAAGUUAUAAAAAGUAAAAAAAUACAUUUUAAAAACGCUCAUUACCACUACACCUGGAACAAACUAGAGAAAAAAGUAUCCCACGCCAAGGUUCAAAAUAUGCCUUUUGAAUUACCCCAGGGUGUAUUCUUUAAUAAAUAGUAUGUGUUUGUGGGGAAGUUUCAAUAACCAACCGUCUAAACUAUUCCAAAUUGUAACAUGGACACAGCGUAAAACUUCAAAGUUAGAAAAAAACUGAAUGGCUGCGUCUCAAAUGCGCCCCUUCAACAUCCACAUGUACCUGGCAAAGGUACAUACGGGGGUAUUGCUGUACUCAGCCGACAUAGCUGAGCAACAUAUGAAGUAUUAUACAGUCAUAGUACACAUAAGGUUUGCAAAAUAUGCUGCGCAAACUCACUUUGUAUGUCAAAAAGGCAGAAAAAAUGCUUAUUACCACUACACUUGGUACAAGCUAGCUGAAAAAUGAUCCCACACUAAGGUUCAAAAUAUGCCUUUUUAAAUACCCUGGGAUGUCUUCUUUAAGAAAUGGUAUGGCUUUAUGGGGAAUUUGGAUUAUAUAGCCUGGUAAAAUACUCUAAAAUGGGACAUAGGCACAGCAUAAAAAUUCAAAGUUUGAAAAAAACUGAAUGGCUGUGUCCCAAAUGUGCCCCUCCGAUGUCCACACAUACCUGGCAAAGGUACAUACGGGGGUAUUGCUGUACUCAGCCGACAUAGCUGAGCAACAUAUGAAGUAUUAUACAGUCGUAGCACACAUAAGGUUUGCAAAAUAUACUGUGCAAACUCACUUUGUAUGUCAAAAGGCAGAAAAAACGCUUAUUACCACUACAUCUGGUACAAGCUAGCGGAAAAAUGAUCCCACGCUAAGGUUCAAACUAUACCUUUUGAAACACCCUGGGGUGUCUACUUUAAGAAAUGGUAGGCCUUUGUUGGGUAGAUUGAAUUUAAAACCUGCGAAGAUGCUUGGAAAUUGCAUAUAGGCCCAGCGUCAAAAUUCAAAGUUUGGUAAAAACGGAUAUGGCUUGGUCUCCUAUAUGGCACUGUAGCUUCACAAAAUAGUGACAAAGACAUUCAUUGGGUGUAUUUUUACUCAAAAGACUUAGCUGAGCAUAAUUUGGGAGGUUUGAACUUAGUGGCACAUAUGAAAUAUGCAAAACGCCCAGCAAAAAUGCAAUCCGUAUGUAAAAAAUGCACAAAAUAAUUUUUUACCACAUACUUUGGCAUAUAUUGGUGAAAAAAUGGGGGUAUGUUAAGGCACAAUAUGCACCUUAUGAGAUACCCUGGAGUGUCUACUUUUACAAAUGGUAGGCCUUUGUGUGGGGUUUUUGAACAGUCAAACUGUUAUAAUACCCCAAAUGGAAGCUAAGGCUCAUUAAAUCCAUCUCUCAAAAUUCUACUGUGAAUACUGUAAAGGACAGGUCUCCUAUAUGGCACUGUAGCUUCACGAAAUAGUGCCAAAGACAUUCAUAUGGGGUGUCAUUUUACUCAGAAGACUUAGCUGAGCAUAAUUUGGGGGUUUGAACUUAGUGGCACAUAUGAAAUAUACAAAACGCCCAGCAAAAAUGCAAUCCGUAUGUAAAAAAUGCACAAAAUUUUUUUUACCACAUACUUUGGCAUAUAUUGGUGAAAAAAUGGGGGCAUGUUAAGGCACAAUAUGCACCUUAUAAGAUACCCUGGAGUGUCUACUUUUACAAAUGGUAGGCCUUUGUGGGGGUUUUUGAACAGUCAAACUGUUAUAAUACCCCAAAUGGAAGCUAAGGCUCAUUAAAUUCAUCUCUCAAAAUUCUACUGUGAAUACUGAAAAGGACAGGUAUCCUGUAUGGCACUGUAACUUCACGAAAUAGUGCAAAAGACAUACAAUGGGGUGUCAUUUUACUCAGCAGAUGUAACUGAACACAAAAUAAAACUUUGUACAGGAAUAGCACACACCAACUUUACAAAAUAUACAUGAGAAUUUCUUUGUUAUAAGUUUGUGUGCCAAAAACCAAAAAAAACACAAUUUUACUCCAAUAUUUAGCAGAGGUUGGCGGUGAAAUGGCUACAUAGAAAGUGUCAAAACAAACUUAGGUAAAUAGCCGUGAUGUCUACUUUAUAUAAAUAUGUACUUUUGUGUGGCAAUUUUGUUUUCUUUUAUGGCUAUUAAGCUUACAAGACAAACAUACCAAAUUCUAAAAUCGCUCCACAUUAAAAAGUUUAUUUUACUCCUUGUGCUUUGUGACCUGUAACUACCAAAAAAAACUUAAAAUCCCAGACACAUUAUAUAUUCUGUAAAUCAGAACAAAUAAAUAAAUUUAUUUUUAAUUACUUUCCUUAACCUGCACUAAUUAUGCACACAUUAUUAUUGCAAAAACUGUAAAAAAAAACAAUAUUUUUCAUUUUUUUGCAUUUUUCUGUAUUUUUUUUAUAAUAAGUAAGCAUUUAUAUAUAUAUAUGUUAUAUCAAAUUAAAGCCCUUUCUGUCCUUUAAAAAACAGUAUAUAAUAUGUGUCGGUGCAAUAAACGAGAGAGAUGCAAAUUGCAGUUGAACGCAAACAGCAAGAAAAUGCAAAAAUUGCUUGUGUCAUUAAGCGUAAGUCAAGCUUCUGAAGCUGUGUCCUUAAGGGGUUAAAGGACCAUUAUAGUGCCAGGUAAACAUACUAGUUUUCCUGGCACUAUAGUGCCCUAAGGGUGCCCCCACCCUCAGUGUCCCACUCCCGUGGCGCUGAAGGGGGAGGAAGGGGUUAAUCCCUUACCUCUUUUCCAGCAGUUUUUGUGUAUAGGUCAUGCCCUUGCAGUCUCACAGUUCAAUUCUCUGCCAUUUAGUUGUCGCUUUUGUUUCUGUCCACAUGGCAGGGGUAUGAUCUAUACACCAAAACUACUUAAUUAAAGGAUCACUAUAGGGUCAGGAACACAACACUAUAGGGUCAGGAAUACAGGUUUAACACCCCCCUCAUGCCUCCAUAAAUAUAGCAAAAUCUUACUCUAUUCAAGACUGAAGCUGUAACUCUGCAUUCUGUUAGACUCAAGCAGUCUGCUGACAUCAUCAGAAGUGGUAGCCUGAUCCAGUCACAAUGCUUCCCCAUAGGAUUGGCUGAGAAUGACAGUCAGAUCAGGGGCAGAGCCAGCAUGAUUCAAACACAGCCCUGGCCAAUCAACAUCUCCUCAUAGAGAUGAAUUGAAUCAAUUAAUCUCUGAGGAAAGUUUAGUGUCUGCAUGCAGAGGGAGGAGACACUAAAUGUUUGGAUGCAUUUUAGGCAGCCAUGACCCAGGAGGGAUCUCUAACCGCUAUCUGAGGAGUGGCCAGUGAAGUGAUCACUAGGCUGUAAUAUAAACACUGCGUUUUCUCUGAAAAGACAGUGUUUAUAGCAAAAAGCCUGAAGGUAAUGAUUCUACACACCAGAACAAAUUCAAUAAGCUGCAGUUUUUCUGGUGACUAUAGUGUCCCUUUACGCUAAGGUUUUGGGGACUAUAGUGUCCCUUUAAACCACUUUGUUUAUGCAGCCCUAGUUGCACCUCUAUGCAUGUGUCUUGCACAGCCUUCCGGAACACUUCCUGUAAAGGGCAUCUAAUGUGUAAACUCCCUUUAUUAUACAGUGGUUUAAUUUAGAAUUCAUCUCAUACUCUAAUAACCUUCUAGAGACCUUGCAGGGGCCUCCUUUCGUGAUUGAAGUGAAACUAUAGUGCCAGGAAAACAAACUUGUUUUCCUGCCACUAUAGCUUCUCCCUUUGUCAAAGCUCCCCUCUCCUGAAGUGGUCUGGGUGCCUGUAGGGGUCCUUUUAACCCUAGCAGGUAACUAUUGCAGUUUAUAAAAACUGCAAUAAUUACAUGCUCUGGAUUAAGGAUGAUGGGAGUUUCUCAAUGAGCUGAAGUGGUCUGGGUGCCUACAGUGUCCCUUUAAAGUUCAAUUUACAGAGCAGGAGAUAAAAACAUAUGAAGUUGGUUAACAUCUGAUUGGACAUGAAACCAUGUAUUUCAUGCAGGCUGUGGGAGUUGCAGGAUGUAUGACUAGGGCUUCAUAAACAAACCAGUGUUUUCUCUCCAAAAUGGCAGAUAAUUAAACCGUGUGACUCCAGGGGCAUGAUUUUUACACCAAAAAUACUUAAGAUAAAGUUGUUGUGAUGCCAAUAGUGUCCUUUUAAGAAAAAGUAGUUCCUUAUUUGUCUUAAAGGAACACUAUAGGGUCAAACACAAAUCUGCAUUCCUGACCCUAUAGUGUUAAAAUCACAAUCUUAAUCCCCCCCAACCUCCUCUUGCAUCCCUAAAUAUAGUAAAAUCUUACUUGUAUUCAAGUCUGUAGCUUCUGCCUCUGACCUGUCUGCUGACCUCAUCAGAAAUGGUGGUCUGAAUGUAUCACAAUGCUUCCCUAUUGGAUUGGCUAAGACUGUCAAGGAGGCAGAUCAGUGGCACAGCCUGCACAAGUCAAACACAGUCCUGGCCAAUCUGCAAGUUCAGUGGUUUUUAUGCAGAGGGUGGAUACCCUAAAUGGCAGUACUGCACAGUGUGCAGCACUGCCCCAGGAAGAACCUCUAGUUGCCAUCUGAGGAGUGGCCAGUGGAGUUAUCACUAGGCUGUAAUUUAAACACUGCAUUUUCUCUAAAUAGACAGUGUUUACUGCAAAAGCUGGGAGGGGGGGAACUGCUUUAAUGCCUUGUUUACUUCAUGCUUAUGAAUGUAUGGUAUGUAUGCAAGUGAUGCUGUUAUAAGAUCUAUCCCAGUAGCUCAGAUUACAUUAAUUUUGAUGUUUUAGGAGGAUGUGAUCAUUAAGGGGUUAAGAAACAUAAUGGCACAAUUUUGAUAUGACUGUUAUAAUAGUUAAAUUACACUUCUUAGUCCAGGGCUUGACAAAUUAGUUUGGAAUCUAGGAGCCAGUUUUUGUUUUGUUUUUUGUUGAAACUAGCAAAGUUUAAUUUACCAAAAAAAUACAAUUCUUAAAGGGACACUAUAGUCACCAGAAGCUUAAUGUAGUUAAGUGUGUCCCACACACACAUUGACAUUUUAAUCCACCCAGAAUCCUUACCUGGGUAGGCCACCAUGCAGUCCAGGGCGGCCACCUCCAAACUCACUGAGCCAAGCAUCCGCCACCCCCUUAUUGUUCCCCCAUCCUGCUUUCAGCUAAAGGGCUUCAAAUUCCAGGUGAGAGGGCAACAUUUCAAGUUGCCAUGGCGACCUGGGUUUGGUCGAUUUAAAAUUCUAUUGAAAUCUGCAAGUUUAUAUUUAUUUUUUUGUAACCUGGUUACUCCCCUGGUUGUCAGACAAUCGGUCCAGUAACUUCCUGGUAGUUUAGCUCAGUGGAGCUUAUAUUAAAGGGACACUAUAGUCAUCAGAACAACUACAGCUUAUUGAAUUUGUUCUGGUGAGUAGAAUCAUUACCUUCAGGCUUUUUGCUGUAAAUACUGUCUUUUCAGAGAAAAUGUAGUGUUUACAUUACAGCCUAGUGAUACCUUCACUGGCCACUCUUCAGAUGUCUGGAGAUCCUUCCUGGGUCAUGGCUGCCUAAAAUGCAUCCAAACAUUCAGUAUCCUCCCUCUGCAUGCAGACACUGAACUUUCCUCAUAGAGAUUCAUUGAUUCAAUUCAUCUCUAUGAGGAGAUGCUGAUUGGCCAGGGCUGUGUUUGAAUUGUGCUGGCUCUGCCCCUGAUCUGCCUCCUUGUCAGUCUCAGCCAAUCCUAUGGUGAAACAUUGUAAAUGGAUCACUUCUGUUGAUGGCAAUGGGCAGGUCAAAAGGAAACCGGGACAAAAUAAGCAUCUUCAAGAUUGAAUAAAAGUAAGAUUUUACUAUAUUUAGAGAGGCAUGAGAGAGACAGGGGGGUUAGAUGGUGGCUUUAACCAUAUAGGGUCAGGAAUACAUGUUUGUAUUCCUGUCCCUAUAGUGCUACUUUUACGAGGCAGAAAUUGCCCAGAGCACCUGCCUUGCAAUGACUUAUCAUUGCACUAUAUUGGGAAUUUGAUUAAAUAGCCACAAACUCUUGGCAGGGUUAGAAGUAUUGCUUACAAAGUAUUUAGACGAGACCUGCAACAAUAAAUUGUUGUUUAGUAUUUAUUUUGGGAGUACCUUUACAUUUUCACAAAUGUUCUUCACUUGCUUUGAGUGCUCUCUGAAAGUGGAAUGCAAAGCUUCUCUAAAGAUUCUAUUAAUUUAAUGUGCCUAUUGCUGCACAUGUGCUGUAAGACCCCAAAACUUUUGUUUAGAAGCAUUAGAAUGGCCACAGAUAACCCAAGGGUAGAGUAGAGCUGUAUUUGGGCACAGUCAUUUAGGGAAAUUAUAGUUAACCCCUUAAGACCGGAGGGCGUACUAUUACGCCCUAUUUUAGGCGGCUCUAAACGCCGCCGGGCGUAAUAGUACGCCCUCCGGUCUUUCUUUAUUUACCCGGUCGCUGGCGAUCCCACAUCAGCGAUCGCGGUUGGGAGGACUCCCAGGGAUCCCCACGUGGCACGUCCGACCCCCUGGCAGCCCACCCGGCCAUGUGAGAGUGAGGUCCUUGCGAGGACCUCACAAUCACAUGGCUGGGAUAGCUGCCUCCUGCAUUGCCAGCAGGGGGGCUGCCUUUAAUGACAGGUAGUCCCCCUGCUGGCUGGAAAUAAAAUAAAAUUAAAAAAGUGUAUAUGUAUGUAUGUAUGUAUGUAUGUAUGUAUGUAUGUAUGUAUUACAAUGUUAAACAAAAAUCUGCACACCAGUCAAGCCAUAAGACUUGCUUUUCCCACAGAAAUCCCAAAUCUGCAGUGAUGUUAAAACCGCAAAGGAUUCUGGGUGGGCAUAUGCAAAUUAGUUUAACAAAGAAUCAAAUUUUUGCCUCAUUCCAUUUUAAACAUGGAUUCGUUUUAAUCUGUGUUUGCAGUAUACAACUGCUUGGAACACAAUUUAGGAAAAGAUGCAAAACCAGUGAACCACUCAUGGACAGCUGUUUCGUUGUUAAUGCAACUCUUCAGCAUGAGGUUGGUUACUGGUUUGCUUAUUGAGGCUUGGUAGAGCUCUUUUCCUAAAUUGUGUUCCAAGCAGUUGGAUUUUUGUUUAACAUUGUAUUAACUAUCCACAGAUUUCAGGUGGAAGGGGUUUUCAAUCACAAUUUUUCCCCACCAUAACCUAAUUGGAUAUAUGGAUAUAUAUAUAUAUUUUUUUUUUUUUUUUUUUCACUCUGGGUGUAUUUUACUAUUAAUAUAAAUUUUAAAUUACACGUAGACUGAUAUUGAUUAAAUAUAUAUAUAAUUAUAUUUAUAUAUAAUAUAAAAAAUGAAAUAUGUAAAUACGUUAAAAAAAUAAAAUAAAAAAAUAUAUAGAUGUUAUUUCGUUCUAACUGUAUUGUGAUAUUAAUAUAUUUAUAUCAAAAUACACAUAGAAUGAAAUAUAUAUCUAUACAUAAAUAUAUACCUAUAUAUAAAUAAAAAUAUUUUAAAAAAAUUUAUAUAUGUAUGUAUAUAUUUUUUUUAGCCUUUCUUCGUAACUAAAAUGCUCCAUUCCUUUUAUCAAUUUUGUAGCUCAUCUCUGCACUUUUUGUAGUGCCAUGAUAUCCUUCAGAACAGGUGCUGAAAAUUGCACAGCAUAUACAAGGUGUAGUCUUACCAGCGAUUUAUAUAGGGGCAAAACUAUAUUUUCAUAAAUUUAUGCCCCUAUUUAUACAUGACAAAACUUUACUGGCCUUAGCAACUGCAGAUUGAUAUUGCAUAUUGCUGCCUAAUUUGUUGUCUAUAACAAUUUCCAAAUCCUUCUUGUAUGUGGUUAUCCCUAAUUCACUACCAUUUAGGGUGUAAGUUGCUUGUGCAUUCUUCAUACCGAAGUGCAUAACUUUGCAUUUCUCUACAUUAAAUUUCAUCUGCCAUUUUAGUGCCCAGUUCCCCAGGUUAUCUAAAUCCCUCUGCAGCAAAGUAAUAUCUUCCUCACAUUGUAUUACUUCAUAGUUUUGUGCCAUCUGCAAACACUGAAACCUGGCUUUCAAGAUAAUUUAUAAAUAUUUUAAAUAGAAGCGGUCCCAAAACAGAACCCUGAGGGACACCACUUUUGUCCAGCCUGAAAAUGUACCAUUAAUGACAACUCGUUGUACUCUCCUUAAGCCAAUGUUCUACCCAAUAACAAAAAUAUUAAUCUGGAAGGGGGAAAGGGAAGGGGGAAAGGGGUAAAAACUUACCUUUUUCCAGCGCUGGGCGGGGAGCUCUCUGCCUCCGAUCCGCCCCGUCGGCUGAAUGCAUAGGAAAGCAUUCAUAAUGCUUUCCUAUGGACGCUUGCGUGCUCUCACUGUGAUUUUCACAGUGAGAAGCACGCAAGCACCUCUAGCGGCUGUCAAUGAGACAGCCACUAGAGGAUUUGGAGGAAGGCUUAACCUUAAUAAAAAAAUGGGUUAACCCUAGAAGGACCUGGCACCCAGACCACUUCAUUAAGCUGAAGUGGUCUGGGUCCCUAGAGUGGUCCUUUAAUAGCAUUCAUUUGUGCUGAUUUGUACCACUUUAGUUUUGGAAAUAUUGUGCGUUGUUUGAUCAAACCCAGCCCACGCUCUACUUCAUGUUAUUAAAAUGUGAAUACAAAUAUUCAGUUAGUGCUAAUUUGUCUUAAAAACAUUUUUGUAGUUUUGGCUUCUGAUAUCUAGAUAAUGCUGUAAGCUCAAUCUCAGCUUUGCACUUGAUAUAAUCAUGAAUAAAAAAGUACACUUUAUUUGUUAGGCUGUGCCAAUUUGUGUUUUUUUUUUUUUUUUUUGGGGGGGGGGGGGGGGGCUAAUUAAGCCACGGAUUUACAUUGCACCAGAAAGUUUAAUGUGGCAUUGAGGAGGGUUUAACAUGGCAGCAUACCAUUGAAUAUGACAUACCAAUUAUUGAAGUUUACAUUUUUUACUGCAAACACCAUGACCACUCAGUGAUUUGAAGUGUUAGUGGUGCCAGGAGUCUGUCUGCGCAGCAUUUAAUUAUUAAAUCUGCACGUACUGAGCUUAAAGGGAUAUACUGUAAGUGCCAGGAAUACAAAGCUAUGUUCCUGGCACUAUAUCCUGAUUCCAGCACCGAUAUUCCUUAGCGGUGGGUCAAGGUUCCUCCUCCGAUGUCUUGUGCAAGCAGACGCUAAUGCACAUGUGCCACACACAUUAGACCUCCCCAUAGGAAAGCUUUGAAUCAAUGCUUUCCUAUGGGGAAAAAUCUGACGCUUGAUGUCUUCAUGCAUAGCGUCUGUUACUGAAACAAAGGUCUAUUUGGAUCCAGGAAGUGCCUCCGUUGUGGCUUAGAGCUGCAGUGUAAACAUUUAGCGGUGGUUUGCCCCUUUGACUGGGUCUCUGUCAGUCUCUGAAGCUCAUUUCAAAGAAAAAAUAUAUUUAAAAAAAAAAACCUCACACAACUCCUGCAAAAUAGUGUAUUUUUAAUUCUAAUUACAUGGAAUGCAUAGUAUAAACUAGAUCACAUGGUCUAAAAUUUGUAAUUUCGUAUUCACAUUUUAAGACACAAGAUCCUGUAAACUCUCCAUCAAAAUUCAGGGUUAUAUCUAUAAUAUGUCCCUAAGACCAUCAACAAAUUUGAUCAAUGCUCACAUGUGAAAAAUUCAGUGCGCUCACUGGUCUCUGAGUCACCAAACAUACAUUGCACACACUAUGAAAACUAUGUGGUAUGGCAGAGGUUAGGUCACUGAAUAAUUACAAAUUAUUGUAAAUUAAAUCUAAAUGGCAAAUAUAGCCAUGUUGUGACUAUACUAGUUAGUUUUUCCACACUGGCUAUUUUUGCCUUCAUUUUUCCUUUCAGAUUUAUUGUGUUAAACUUCAAAGUUGAACAAAGAGCCAUGCCAGUUCCCAGGGAUUUUGGCAGGCACCCUAAUCAUUUUUAAUUGAAUUUUGCGUCCGGACUGGGCUACCACUUUAGACCCUUGGGCAAGUAGAAAUUGUUUUUAUAAUACUACACAACCCUUCUACAAAAGAAAAUGAGUUCUUAACAUAACUGAAUUGGACAGAGGUUAUUUUGUGAAUGUUUAUCUUGAGUUGCUUUUAAAUAUUUUGUGAAGAGCUUUUAAAAGUAGGUGAAGUGUUAGAAAAACAAAAUAUAUACUCAGCUUGGAAAAUUUUGUGUAUUUGGACUUUAUUAGAUGCAGGUUGUCUUUCUCACUCUUAUCAGUAAAUUGUGCAAAAUUCUUUUAAAGUAAACGCCUUUCCUACUUGCUGAGCUACUGAAGUGAAUACUACUUUCCUGGUCUAUUUUAUAUUAGAAGCUGUCCACACAAGUCUGUUUCAGUGUGCUACUUUUACCAGCAAUUUUGUUUGCCUGUUCUAAAGGGAAAGACCGGCUUAAAAAUACAAUACUUUUGUAAUACACCGGGACAAAGCGGUGAAUAGAAAAAUAUACAUUUUCAAAAUUAAUUUCCAAAUUCCCUAAAAUCCCACCUCAUCAGUAUGUUCUACUGCUUUGCUGGUCCCUACCCCAUUUUUACUCUGUACAAACUUCCUUGUUUGUCCAUAGGCAGUGUCCAAUCAAAGGGAGGUAUUUUGCACAAUAAGCAUGUUUGGAAGCUAUAAAACAGGAAAUGUAUUGGCAACCCCUUCUUCCCCACUAUCUACAAAACAUACUCGUAUUAUGCUGGGUAAAGUUAGAUUCAACAAUUUGGUUCUUUAACAAGUGCAGACCAGUUUCUCUGAGGUUUUGAGGUCUUCAGCUAAUAUCACACAGGAGGAUGCUUUACACAAGCAAGCGAUUUUAAGAGUAGACAUACUAUGAGAGGUUUGAAAAUAAGAAAUUAUUUUCUUUGAGGAAGUGUAUAUGAAGACUGAGUCAUAGCCAUGGCAUGAUUACAUUUGACCCUUUACCACGAAUAUGCAGUUCCCCUUUGAAUGACACUGCUUAAUCAGGGGGUGGAAUUUGUAUUGCCCACGGCAUGCAGUUCUCGGAGCUAGGCAGACUGGGCAUUUAGCCCUGCUGGGACUAAGCGUCAGGGUUUAGCGCAUGGCUCUAGGCUUCCAUUAAUUGGACACAUUCGUGGACGCUGAAUUCUUUGGUGAGUCAGUGUAGACUUGGUGAGCGCUGGACCCUGCGAGGAGGUUGUGUAGAGAAAUGUACAGUUAAUGGAUUGGUGAGAGCAAGGGGGAACAAGACCAUAAACUCCCAAUUUUUGCAAAUUUAAAAUUUCUUUAUUUUAAUUUUUAUUUGAAAAACGUUUCCCCAGACCAGCUGUUUUUUAUUUUUUUUAUUUUUGUUUUUUUUAAUUUUUUCUUGUUCCCCAUUUAAUUUAGUAAAUAACCUGUUCUGUGUAUCCCCCCCCCUGUGGCCGGGGAGGGGGAUCAUUAUACCCCCUGUUGUGUGCAUGAUGUGGCGAAGGCCUGUUCAUAGGACUUCAAAUUUUAAGAGCUGUCAUGACUAUAUAUUGGCUAUAGGGAAAAGUAAUAUUUAAAAUCCAAGAAAGUGACAGGUCACUUUUGAAUAUUUUGUUGAUCACUGAUAAACAUUUAUUUUUUUUUAUUUUUUUUUUCUGCCCUUGAUUAUGUACCACCUUUACUGUGGGUUGAAACUGGGGGGGAAAAAACCACUUCCUGGUACUCUUACCAGUAUGUAGUUCUAGCAGGCACCUGUUUUAUGGCAAUAAGUGACCAAUUUAAAUAAAACCUAUUUUAAAUGCACCCAGACUACUUUAUCUUAAAGGACCACUAUAGUGCCAGGAAAACAUACUCGUUUUCCUGGCACUAUAGUGCCCUGAGGGUGCCCCCACCCUCAGGGACCCCCUCCCGCCCGGCUCUGGAAGGGGGAAAGGGGUAAUAACUUACCUUUUUCCAGCGCUGGGCGGAGAGCUCUCCUCCUCCUCUCCGCCUCCGAUCCGCCCCGCCGGAUGAAUGCGCAUGCGCAGCAAGAGCUGCGCGCGCAUUCAGCCCGUCGCAUAGGAAAGCAUUUGCAAUGCUUUCCUAUGGACGCUUGCAUGCUCUCACUGUGAUUUUCACAGUGAGAAGCACGCAAGCGCCUCUAGUGGCUGUCAAUGAGACAGCCACUAGAGGAUUAGGGGGAAGGCUUAACCCAUUCAUAAUUAUAGCAGUUUCUCUGAAACUGCUAUAAUUAUGAAAGAAUGGGUUAACCCUAGAAGGACCUGGCACCCAGACCACUUCAUUAAGCUGAAGUGGUCUGGGUGCCUAGAGUGGUCCUUUAAUGAAGUGGUCUGUGUGCAUUGGCCCUGAAGUCUUUAACCCUGCAAUGUAUUGCAAUUUUGUAGAAACUGUAAUGUUUACAUCUGACUGUUAAACACAACUCCAGUUGCUGUCUUAUUAUGCAGCAAAAGAGUGAAACUUGGUUUAAUUCAGCUCAUAGGAAAGCAUUUUAAUUACUUUUUGAAAGUUUUACUCCCACUCCUAUACUUGUAAUUAUAUAUGAACAUGCAAUCCUCAAAAGUUUGGUGAAAAGUGAUUAUAUUAAUGUAGUGCUGUUGCUCAAUAGCCUUAUGCUCACUGGUUAUAAGGAAAAACCCCUAUCAUUUAUUAGGCCCAUGGUUGUGGGGUGGCAUUUUUGGCCUACUGAAGUUUUUUUCCAGAUGAGAGAAUUUUUUUUGUGCACUUCUAAACACUCUAGGAAUUUUUAGUUAUGUGGGAUAAGUAAACAUUGUUAUUUUCUGUAUUUGCAUACUGCACCCAGCCCUAGGCUAUUUACUGUGUAUCUGAAAUGCAGCCUAGACACUGAUCUCUGCUGGAUGCCAUGGGGAUCUUUUGUUACUGGAGAUUUUAAUUGGGGACCUUUGGCAAUUUAGUUACUAAUUCAAACCUGUGUAAAUGGUCUUGUAAUGCAAGUUUUUUUUUUAUUUUUUUUUUUUUUUUAGACUAUCUUUAAGUUAUUUUAACUUAUGGAACAUCCCACUCCAUUUAUUAUAAUCUAAACGAUCCGUUUACUUCUCCACUAGUUUUGUUGUGUAGAAGGCAAACCUGUCUGUACAUGCUGCAGGAAUCCAGUGGUGUGUGUUUUUAUUUUUUUUUUGGAUCAGCCCUGGCAAGUCAAGUAGUGCUGGUUCUGUUUUUAAGUGCUUGUUGUUUGCACUUGCAAAACUGGGUAGGUAGUAAAACUUACAAUGUUAUGAGAGCAGUAAAUGGGUUAUGAAUACGUGUUAUAUUUUGAUUUGGUCAUACUCUCCUUUUCCAAGUUUCAAACUCAAUUUCCUCAUUACAAUUCUACAGGGUCUGCCUUGGACAUAGGAUUAUUUUCACAAUGCCCCCAGUAUGCCAUGCUUGAAAUGCAAAUAAGCACGAGUAAACAUAAAAAAAAAAAAAAAGUUUUAUCCCAAUUUUUGCUACUACUUUGGCAAUGACUUACUAUAUUGUAAAACAGAUCUUUAUGUCCGCAUAUGGGUUGUUAUCCUAUUCCCACAUUGUAUUUAUGCAGAUCUGGUCUUUUACAACUGGAACAUUUUUCCCACUUAAGAAGGGGGGAAAAAAAUAUUCAAAUUGAAUAUAUUCUGGGGAAAGCAAAAGUUUGAGUAUAAAUUCUAAGACAAACAUGAUACACGUUUACCUUAGACGCUGGAUAUUUACAAGCAUUGGAGUAAUUAACUUGACUAUUCUUACCCUGCAGGUAUUAGGCUACAUUUUCCCUCCACUAGCUGUUGGCUGGAGGGGCAUGGAUUUAUGACCUUUGUUCCAUGUAGAUCAACUAUUUCAGGAGAAGUAUAUAAUAUGGGAUAAAUUGAACGUGUGUGUGUGUGUGUACUUUUUAUGUUGCUUCACUGUGUUAUGCAUGCUAAAGAGAUUCUAAAUGAAAUUACCCUAAAGAGGUUGUUAGAAAAGUCACAUGCCUGCUUAUAUUAACCAGUCAGUGGAGUGGCUAAAGACAAAUAUACAUGAAGCUUUCUUACAGAUACUAUCUACUCUAUUACAUUCUCAUAUGUCAAAGUGCAAUACAGAGGUCUAUGGAGUCCCCAUGGAUCCUCAAUUGAACUUAUCUUACAAUGGCAGGAACCACCUAUUUCUCCACAGUCCUCAUUAAGGAGCAUUGGAAAUUUAUACGUAUGCAUGGUGUCUUCCAGACGGCUGCUAAAGCUAUGUUUAAAAGUUCUAUGUAAAAGCUGCAGUUUUUACGUAAACUGUUUUUUUUUUUUUUCCUCUCCACUAUUUCAGGUUUAAAAUGACAGGACCACUACACCUCAACCACUUUGUUCUUAUCUAUGAAUAUUCCUACAUGUUUUAUGAAAUUUUCAGAAGUGGGAUAGCUGCUUAAAGUGAUAUUCCUUAGAAUAGAAAUGGCUUACUCCUUGAAUAUGAUGUUGCUUUCAUGCAUUUGCCCCCACUACCCCCUUGCAGUGGUGGUAUUUUGCUAAAUUGUGUACAUUAUGUAUAGCACUUAAAGGACCACUAUAGGCACCUAGACCACUUCAGCUUAAUGAUGUGGUCUGGGUGCCAGGUCCAGCUAGGUUUAACCCUUUUUGCUGUAAACAUAGCAGUUUCAGAGAAACUAUGUUUACUUUAGGGUUAAUCCAGCCUCUAGUGGCUGUCUCAUUGACAGCCGCUAGAGGCGCUUCUCACUGUGAUUUUUCAGUGAGAAGAUGCCAGUGUCCAUAGGAAAGCAUUGAGAAUGCGUGCGCGGCUCUCGCCGCGCCUGCGCAUUCAGCCGAUGACAUCCGAAGAGGGAGGAGAGUCCCAACGCCGAGGGAGCCCGGCGCUGGACAAAUGUAAGGGAUUAACAAGUGUUUUCCUGGCACUAUAGUGGUCCUUUAAUGUACGUUAUGUGAUUGGGUGGAGGAGGUAGCUAGAGUCAAGCAUUUAAACAUAAAAUGCAGUUUCCUGCUUUUGUUUUUGAGUUUGUUCCUGUGCAGAAAUAUAUAUUUAAUUUUUUUUUUUUUUUUGCUUCCCUCACAGCUUCCUCUGUUCUUGGCUAUGGGCCACUUUCUGUCAGUGAUACUAUGUAUCAAUCUGUGCUGAAUCUUUCCUAUAAUUUUAAACCAGAGAUGACUCCUCGGAUAGAUGUAAUCUGUAUACAGUUGCACAUCUACACUGUUCCUGCACCUCAAAGUUUCUAGGUUGUGAAUCACCUUUCUUCUGUGGAGUAAAUGAAAAUAGUUGAUGGACCCAUUUAGUUUUUAGCUACUUGUUUGACUUUUUUUUUUUAUUAACUUAGUGACUUACUACUUGGUGUUCAGCACUUAAAGAACCAUAUUUCAGUGAGAUCUACUUAGUGUCUGACAUAUCUGUAUAAAUGUCUGAUGCAGUAUUCAUGUGAAUGUAGGAAUGACUAUAGUGUUGCAUGCAGCUUGAUAUGCAGAAAACUGCACUAAGGGUGUGUACUGCCUCAUAGUACAAGGGUUGCAGUAAGUAGGUGGUGUAUGACACAUUGCAGGACUAAGGUCGGGGUGUGUGUGUGUGUGUGUGUUUUUUUUUUUUUUUUAAAGCAGGAGGUGACAGGUAUUUUAAAUGAAAAUAUAUAUAAACUUUUUAUUUUAUUUUAAACUGCAGUGUGUCACACUUGCCUGUCUUUAUUCAAACACACAUAAGCACACUUAAUGUUGUAAGACUGGGCUUAACAAACUUGCUUGGACAAAAUACAAUCUUAAAGGGACACUAUUGUCAGCAGAACAAAUAGUUUAAUGUAGUGGUUCUGGUCUAUAUAGCAUGUUCCUGCAGGUUUUUCAAUGUAAACAUUGCCCUUUCAGAGCUGCUUAGGAACACCUCUACUGACAGUCACUCAGAUGGCCACUAUAGGUAAUUCCUAGUCUAGUGCUGCAGUGUGCAGCACCAAUAUUCAAUACAACUCUAUGAGGAGAUGUUGAUUGGCACAGAAUGUCUUUUUGCAGUGCAUGCGCUAGAGCUUUCUUAAGGGAAACCAUUGGCUUGGCUGAGAUCUUGAAGAUUGAAUCUCAGCAAUGGAGGCGUGGGGGGGCUGUCACUGAAACAUGCUGACAGACAUACACUUGCUGAUUUAAAACACACUCUGACACACAACCUCUCUCACAUUUUUUUUUUUUUUUUGUCUACCCAACUUACCUACCUUUGGGAGAUCUGGAGUGGAUUAUUUUCCUGGGCUCACGUGGGCUGCUAUAAUUUUCAAGCUCUCAAGUGCUGUUUUGUGAUGCCGGAGCCCCAAGGACAUCAUAUCCCGGCAUCACUGCCAGACCUCUAUGCUCCCUUGGUGGGCUUGCCUCUGCUGAACGGGCUGACAAAUACCCAGCACCAGGGCUGAAUGGGAUGACCAAUACCGAGGUACCAGGGCGACCUGACGCCUGGGAUUCUAGCAUUUUUUUAAGUUGCCUCUUUUUACUGGAAAUACCAGUUUGGCCUUAGAACUCCAUUAGUAGUACAGAUUUAAAUACAGGGCAGCAUUCUGUAGUCUCAGCAUGGCAAUUUUAGCAAUCUCAUAGACAGUGUUGAAUAGCUGCCAAAUUCAUAUUUAUUUUUUUACAACCGAUUUUUAAAGGAUUUAGUCACAAAGCAGAAUAAAUCUAUCUAUAAUUAGUAUAACAGACAGCAGUGUUGAUAUCACCAUCUUUAAUCAUUUAUUCAGAUGGUGUGUGUGUGUAUAUAGUAUAUGGUGUGUGUGUGUAUAUAUAUAUAUAUAUAUAUAUAUAUAUAUAUAUAUAUAUAUAUAUAUAUAUAUAUAUAUAUAUAUAUAUAUAUUGGGAAGGUUGGUAGACAUUUGUAGUGUCUGUUUCUGGAUUAGUGAGUUUAGCAGUUAUCAGAAGCCUUUGCUGUAGUAAACCUUUUUUUAAAUCUAACACUGAACCAAAAUGCUAAAUGCACAUUGUGCAAUAUGUUUACUAUAUUAUUGAUGCUCUCUGGUAAAAGGAGUACAAAUGUUUCUGACUUAGGAUAAGUACAGUAGGUUGAAUGGUUGGAAGAAUGCUGUUAUGUAUUGCUGGCUGUAUGUAGUUUGGUCCCUAAAUGAGUUUUUAAGUAUAUUGCACUUAAUGAAUUCUUGGAUAUCAUUUCAAGGGUUACACAAUAUCAACAUGCAUGCUAUCUUUAUAAAUGAGCUCUGCACCAUAACCACUACAAUGAGUGGUAGCUUUUAUUUUCCAUAAGUCUGUUGCUUCCCCCAUCGCAUUGGAGCACAUUUUGUGCAUUAACAUUACUUACACAGUAAUGCACUUUUUGCUUCGCAUUCCUCUAUAUGUAACACAAUCAUGCUUGCACCAACUUCAACCAUACAUGCUUAACCCCCUAAGGACCAAACUUCUGGAAUAAAAGGGAAUCAUGACAUGUCACACAUGUCGUGUCCUUAAGAGGUUAAAGGGACGUUUUAAGCACUCUAACUGAUACUGCUUAAUUUAGUGUUGGCAACAAUAGAAGAGGUGUGCUUUGAGUUCUAAGAGGUGUCAAACUGCUCAAAGGUUUUGAUAAAAGCUGAAAAAACUGUACCUGAAGACUCCAUUCCAGCAACUAAUACAGUAACGUGGCUAUGCGGCUUAGUGGCCCUGUCUUUAAACAUCCAUAUCACUUCAUGCAUAUAGUGGUGGUUUGCCGUCUACUACUUGUAUCUACAGUAUUGCUUCAUUCAACCUUUUCCUGAACUGUUUCCUCUUUUUUUAAAACCAUCUUUCUACUCUUCUCUAUCAAUCAAGACUGAUGCUUUUCUUAGAUUUCUCUGCCUCUUACUCCUGGUUGCAAUUGAGUUUAUAAAUAGAGGCACACUACUUUUAUUAGACAUGCAGCCAGGAGUGAGAAUCUUCUAUGGGUUUGUGGUUCUUUCUCUCGCUAAUGGCUGGUUUUAAUUUGGUGUAUUUCUCUUUUUCUCUUCUGUGUUGCCCUCCAUUUCCAGCUGAGGGUCUCUUUCCUACUUAUGGAUGAGCCAGAGUCUGACAGCCCGGCCAGUAUCCUGGCCUCAGUGCGAGCACAGGAGGCACAGUUUGAACUGCUGUCUCGUGCUCUGGAAGAAGAGAGGAGACACGUCACUGCUCAGCUGGACCGGGUGUGGGUGACUCCACAGGAACCUACCCCCCCAAUCGCCAAUGGCACCCUCACCCGUCGCCAGCAGGUAACAUGAGGUGGGAGGUAGUCCUGUUUAAUGCAUGGCAUGUGCGACCCAUACAUACUGUGACCAAGCAACUAGUAUGGUUCAGGCAGAUUUUAAUAACUUAUCUAAAUUUAUUUUUUUUUUAUUUUUUUUUAUAUCAAAGUUUCAGGCAAAUCUUCUAUUUUGGCCUUUUGUCACUUAUUUUAGAACUUAAUAAUUUAGUCCAUGAAAAGGCACCCUAUUAUCCAGUAAUACAAAUAAGGUGAAUAUUGAUUUACCAGGAUUUAAAAUUUAAUGUACUAUGCUAUUAGCCAGGUCACUUGCCACUGAAAGCUUGGAGUGUAAAUUUCUACUUACCAGUGGUAAAUUUUCACUUUCUAGUUGCGACUUGAAAUUAUUAUUUUUUUUUAUUUAUUUUUUUUUAACCUGGUUUGACAUUUGGGGGAAGGGACUGGGGAGGAUAUAAGAAUGGCAUCGAUGGCUCACAAAAGUUAAUUACAAUCCAAAAGGAGAGCUUGACCAAUGAAGCCUGUCAAAGUGAUGCUACGACAGGGAUCUUAAAAUCAUCUUAAGUCCUCCUUCAUGAGGGCUGCAGAUUUGAACUCUCGAGCUUACACAGCUGCACAUAUACAUGCAAUACUCUCCCACCUCUUUCCAAGCAUCUGCAGCAUGGCUGAGCUCUUGGUGGAGGCUACUUCCACUUGUGUACAUUUGCUAGCCUCUGUACUGAACACCUCAUAUUGAUGGAACUUUAGUAUUGAGACAGACUGGAACAAACAGUGCAGGUGAUUACUGCUCUACUGCUGGCCACGGUCUUAAAACCAUGAUAGUUAUUCCAGGUCUCACACACUUCUAGUAUUCUUAUUUCAGCGCUAUCCUGGUCAAACCUGUUAGCAUGGCCUUGAGACCUCUGUGCAAUAGUGUGCAAGUAUUCGUAUUGCCCUCUAUUAAAUUAGUGCAGUUGUCCUGAUUUUAACAUCAGUCAUGCACGUGAGCAGAUGGAUGCGAAGUUGGUGAUUUGAUACACAAGUAGAAUUAAAAGUACAUGCCAAAGCAUCAUUUUGAGCAUUAAAACCAAAAUGAAUAGGGAUGCACCGAAAUUUUCUGCCGAAAACUGGUCAAAUUUGCCGAAAUGUACAUUUAAAAAAAAAAAUAAAUUUUUUUUGAACAGACUUGCUUGCAUUAACAAUUCAGAUUAUUAUAUAUCACAAUUAAAGAUGGUAAUGAUAACAUGAAAAGUCAAGAAUACUGCACUUGACAGUGGGGAAGAUAAGAACACUAUGGGACAGGGGGGGGGGGCUGCACUAAAAGAGAAGGCCCCACAUAAAAUUAUAGGGGGAGGGGGGAAACUUUGUUUUGUUUGUUUGUGUUUUUUUUUUUUUGUUUUUUUUUUAAAUCAUUUAGGGGAAAAAGACUGUUUCGGUUUUCAGCCAAGGGCAUCCUGAAUUUUCGGCUUCGGCCUAGAAUUUUCAUUUUGGUGCAUCCCUUAAAAUGAGUGACUGAGAAAUAUCUUAAUAACAUGGUCUUAACUCUUCAUCUCUAUACUGCAGGAUCGGCCACCAGUUGUGUACUCCCCAAUUAGGAUGGAGGGCCACCAGCUGCUACCUGCAGAUGAAAGCUAUGCACUGGAUGAGGAUCACUCCUAUCUAUCCUACAGUAUGUCCGAUGAUCCCCGGAGCGUUGAUAUUGCAGUAAGUCCAGAAUUCUCAAAUUACAUUCACUCAAUUGUUCAUCUUGGGGCCAUUUUAAAAUGUUCACUUCUAAUUUUGACCCCAUACAUUUUUUCAACAAUCACUCAAUUUUCUUUCAGAAGAAGUAUAACAAUUGAAAACUAUGGGGCAAGCUGUAGGAACUACAAAAUGAUAAAGUAACGGGCACAAGAGUGGGAAUGGAGCAGCAGGGUGUAUGGUUCCUUGUAGUGCUUAACAUGAGGUAUAUAAGUGGGUUUUAAGGUAGGGAUUGAGUUUAGUAAUCGGAAGUUCUGGUAAUUUUUCAAAGCACCAUAACUACUUCCGCUCACUUUCUGUUAUGACAUAAUGCUUUCAUAUAGAUUGUGUUCCACUUUGUUUUUAAUGGAAUGCACUUAGAAGCAUUUAAAAUGUGACCCAAACACUGUUCAACAAAAUAAUUUAGCUUCUUUAUUAAAAAGUCCAACAAAUUGUGUCAAGAAAAACAAAUGACUUCAGACACUGCGUGUGUGUGUAAAAUGCAGGCUGCACUCACGGACUCUUGAAUUCAUUAGUAUUUAUUUCAUCAAACAAGUAGAAAAAAUCGACGUUUCAGUCCGCACAGGGACCUUCCUCGGGAUCAAGUGAUAUGAUAAUGACAUCAAAUUACUUCAAAUAUAUAGCGAAAUACAUUAUAAUUAAGUGAUUUAGCCCUGGUGCAGUGUAUAAUCUCCGGCGUACACUGUGCAUGCACACCCCACUGAGUGAACUCACGCUGACCCACGGUCCAUGCGUGAUGAUGUAGCAAACACGUUGUUGUCUCUGCAAUGUUUGUACACAUCCCCAUGGAAAACGCUGUGGAUCAAAAGCGGAAGUGAAUAACUAAUGCACAAUAACUCAGUAGAGUGAAUAAAGAGGUGAUAGAGAAAUAAAUAAAGUGAAAUAUAGUUUAAAACCAAAACUUUGAUUUAACAAGCUAGAACAGGCUAAACACAUAGAUCAUCUAACCCCUGCUGCAGUGUCAUUUGUCAUAGAAAAAAUGCUAACUUCUGUAGGGAUAAAACUAAUGCAUAGUUUAUAAUGGACUCCCAACAGUCCUAUCUCACUGUGCUUGGAUUUACUCCUUUGCUCCUAACUAUUAAACUCACAGCACUGAGUCUUCUGCAUACAGGGAGUGCAGAAUUAUUAGGCAAAUGAGUAUUUUGACCACAUCAUCCUCUUUAUGCAUGUUGUCUUACUCCAAGCUGUAUAGGCUCGAAAGCCUACUACCAAUUAAGCAUAUUAGGUGAUGUGCAUCUCUGUAAUGAGAAGAGGUGUGGUCUAAUGACUUCAACACACUUUAUCAGGUGUGCAUAAUUAUUAGGCAACUUAUUGGUGCAGCCCGCAUUCCCGGUGGCUCAGCAUUGUGAGAGUAGUCUCGUUGUGGUCUCCCUUGUAUCCCCUACUCAGGUGGUGCAAUUCUGGGUGAUUUUGUAGCUUGAGAGCCGGGUUUAUUUUGCUUAAAGUAAGAAUUCAGACGGGAGCUCAUGCUGCACACGUCUGAUCAGCUCCACAGCCAGGCUCCGCCCCCCAGAGCUAACUGGGUUUUUAAAAAGAAUUUCAGCAUGUAAAAAAUCUAAUCUGACAAUUCUGAAGUCUAAAACUUUUUUUUUAUCGAGUAAUAAAUAAAAAUGUUAAUUUUUUUUUUUUUUGUGUGACAAUUGGUUUAAAACUAGGCUAUACAGACACACACCUAUGCAAUUCAACAAAGCAUUUGAGAAUUUGAACCCUGGUUAGUAUUUAUCUGUUUCUCCAGCAUUUUGUAAUUUAUGGAGCUAUUCACAAGUCAUAAUUCAAAUUUAACGCCAAAGUGGUCCUGUCCUUUUCAAUGCUGCAGUGAAAAAUAUUGCAGUUUUAUUUAGAAACUACCAUCUUUUCAUUGCAGGGUAAAGUCCACUUCUAGUGGCUGUCAGUAUGACAACCACUGGAUUAACUCCCGCUGUGUAAAGCUGUCACGUGAUGACAGUAUUCAUUCAUUGCUUUCCUUUGGGGUAGCGUAAAUAUGCUCACUGUAUUAGGUCCCCAUUGUUCCUUUAUGGAUCUCUGGUUUGGACAUUGCAGUAGGUAAGUAAACCAUAUAUAGAAGAAAAAUGAGUUAGGUAUUUUUGGUUUUGUUUGUAUUCCUAAAGCUCCAUAGUGUUCUCCCCUGGGUUAAUAAUAUUGGCAGUCUUCAGUUUACAUGAAUUCACUGUUUAGUAAUUUAACCCUAAAGUCCUUGUUACAACCACUGGAGACACCCAUUUUGCCCUACUUGGAGUUUAAGGACCUUGUUAUAAGAUUGUUGAUCCUUGAGGGGGAAAAAAAUAUAUUUUUUUUUUUUUUACUUUUUCAAAAGGCAAUGGUCCAUUUUACUAUUUAAGAUGGCCUGUUAGUAAGGACCUAAAUAUACUGACAACAGCAUAAGCUGCUUGCUCUUCUUUUGACUUCUCCUAGAGGUGGACACAGCAUCUGACUGCAUUUUGAAAGUGUAUCUACAGUUUUUCUCAAAAUGCUUCCUUUGUGACACAUUUCUGCUAUUUACCCACACCGAUUUUUCACAGAUCCUCAUUUUUCUAUCUUUUGGCUUUUUUAUAGCUCUACAUUUUAGUAUUCACCCUAUUAUGUUACUUUGUAGAUAAAACCAUCUGUUGGAUACUCACAAACGUUAGAUCGUCCAUAUCGAGAUCAAGUUGGAGGGGGUGGUGCAUACACGACUGUACCCAGAAAUUACCAUUUUCGAGGCCCAGGUGCAGAGCCAAUGCAAUUGAUUCCUCCCCAGCAACAUCCUGGGUACAGCAGUUUAUCUAGGCCCAAUCAGAGAUACCGCACUGUGGAACCUUACAGAGCUCCAGGUUAUGGGCCUCAACCACAAGUGAGAGGGGGUGGCUUUGGCGGUAGCCAGUCUGAUUUGCUUGCUGGCCGGGGAUAUGGAUCUGAAGAUGCCUAUGGAAUGGAAGAUGAUCGUAGAAGCCUUGGUGGUUAUGUAGAUGGCCCUGACUAUUCCACAAUGGGAAGGAGAGGAGCUAAUGGAGGUGACCCACGCAGGAGGCUGAGGUGAGGAAGGUGCAGUAACUGCCUUUUUAUAGACUGAUGUAUAGGUAAAGUUGAUUGCAGUAUUUUCAUAAGGAUUUAUUAAGAAAAUGUGAUGUUGACCAUAUUCUGAUAUUUUAAUCCUAAUGGCUGCUUUUAGGAGUUAUGAAGAUCCUCUCUCUGAUCACUAUGGGUCUACUCUACCUGCCUCAGGCAGCCUCUCGAGCCUUGGACCUGCUCCUUUGGGUCUUGCCCCCAGUAGUGGAACUUGGCGUCAGCCAGAAUUACCAGAGGUCAUAGCAAUGCUUAGCUACACUCUGGAUGCUGUGAGAUUAAAUGCAGCUGCCUAUUUGCAGCAUCUUUCCUAUCGGAAUGAGGAUGUCAAGAAAGAGGUUGGUUUUCUUUACAAUAUAUGUAUGCUUGCUGCUUUUUUUUUUUUACUGGUUUAAAAAAAAAAAAAAAAAUUGUCUUGUGUAUUUACAAAUGCAUAAAUUUACCAUUUGGCAACCACUAAUUACCAGGCAAAUUUUUCAUUACAUGCUUUUCCUAUGUCGUUAUUUAUUCGGUAUCCCGUUAUUUUUGUUACCAUUCAUUAUGAUGUUCAAAAGACGAACGCAUUAGGUCAAAAUAUUGCCACUUUUCAAUAAACCUAUAGCAUGCUUUCUGUGUACUCAGAUUUAUAAAUACUCCACAGGUCUAGUUAGUUCUGUCUCAGAGCUGUUUCUGAUUUAUAUUUAGCCAUAAAUGUUUAAUUUGACUGGGUAUAGCUCAUAUUCUGCCUAACAGCUAGACAUGUUUAAUUAGUAUGAUACUCUUGUCUAUUAUACCCUAAGAAUUGUGCAGUUUUAUUAUGCGCUAAACCGCUGUUUGUUUUUUAGAUGUGCUUGCUCAUGUUGGGGCAUGUACUCUUAUACACGGCAAAAAUAAUUAAAUGACUAUUGCCACUUUUGUGUGAAGUCACAAUAUGAGUAUAUUAUUUAAAGGGACACUACAGGCACUAAAUCAACUUUAGCUUAAUGAGUCAGUUAGGUAUGGAUCAUGCCCCAGCGGUUUCACUGCUCAGUUCUGUCAUUUAGGAGUUAAAUUACUUUAUAUAGCCCUUGCCACACCUCGCUGUGUGUGACUCACUCAGACUUCUUUAACACUUUCUGUAAAGAGAUCUAAUUUUUAAGCAUCCUAAUGUUUAUUGCACAUUUUGUUUAAUUUAAAAUUUCCUGUCUCCUCCUCUGGUAAUAACUUUCUAGACCCUGCAGGUGCUUCGUGUGUGAUUAAAGUUCAAUUUACAUAGCGGAAGAUUAAAAACUAAAGGAAGUCUAACAUCCGAUUUGUUAAACUCUUUAUUUUUAUUUUCUUUGUAGACUGUCACAGCCCCAGAGAAGGUGUGGCUAGGGCUGCAUGGACAGAAACAAGUGAUUUAAUUCUUAAGUAGCAGAGAACUGAGCAGUGAAACUUCAGAUGCAUGAUCUAUAAACCCAAACUGCUUUGUUUAGCUCAAGUUGUUUUGGUGCCGAUUCUGUUACUAUAAAGUAGUGCUAAACUAUUUCUUCAAGUUUUAUCAGUGACUAAAUUAUAGUGUUCAUUUGUCCUGUUCUCCAAGGUGUAGAAUUUUCAUGAUUUCCGCCUUCUUCUCAGGUAUGUCGCCUACGUGGAAUACCCCCUCUUAUAAGUCUACUGGAAGACCCACGAGCCCCUGUCAGACUUGCAGCAUGUGGAGCACUCAAGAAUCUUUCUUAUGGUCCCGCAAAGGAGAAUAAGAUGGCAGUGAAAAACUGUGAUGGAGUUCCAGCAUUAGGGAGACUGUUAAGGAGGCGAGGGGAAGGCAGAGAGGGGAGAGAAAUGGCAGAGUGUGUAACUGGUAGGUUAUAAAAUUAAACCGAAAAUGUGUGUAUGAAAUUGUCAGAUAAUGGAAAGAUGCUCUGACAAAAGUUGAUUUUAGCAUUUGAUGCAGCUUAUGGUAAACAAGCUGAGCACACAUGCAAAGAACUGGAAAUUUAUUUGCGAACAUAUUUCUUUUUGUAGGCAGUGUACAUCAAAUUCUUUCCCUGAAUUCAGUGAACGUGAUUGCGUGUGCGCCUUUUUAAAAAAAAAAUAAAUAAAAUUCUUUUCAUAUAACUUUUUCAGGCAUAUGUGAUUUAUACCCUUUGUAUGUUUUCAGCAGCCUUGAUUGGACAUUGAGGUCAUAUGAGGUUGGUUAGAUUAAGAGUUAAAGCAUAUAUGUGCUUAAUGGCUAGGGAGUUUUUAAGAAGGAAACCAUUCAAAAAAUAAAUAAAAAUUUGAAUACAAACAGGGAAAAGGGUAAUGCACAGAGCUGGUGACUAACUAUGGAGAUAAAGAACUAGGGUGUGGUUAGUGUAUGAAGUAAUUUAUCUGAAGUUCAGUGUGUGUGGAAUGCCUGCAAUUAUGUUGGUUUUUGCUCUCCUACACUUUAAUAUGUAUAAAGGCAUUGAAAUGUUUUAAGGUGUGAUAUGUGUAUUUUUUUUGAUUUAACAAGGAACAAUACUCGAGAUAAGCUUAUUAACAUUUUUUCACAUUACUUUUUUUUUUUUUUCUUUCUGUUUGUAGUUCAAAGAAUGUAUAGCCAGAACUAUUUUGUAGAAAUGCAGAGACAGUCAGGAUUUGCUUUACAGCAGUUCUGUCCAACCUGCGGCCCUCCAGAUGUUGCUGAACUACAACUACCAUGAUUCUUUCAAUGAAAUAGCCAGGGAAUCAUGGGAGUUGUUCAGCAACAUCUGGGGGGCAGCAGGUUGGACAGCCCUUCUUUAAAGCCUUGGAUGAAGUCAUGGGGAAUGUGUGAUAUGAGAGAAUAUAACACUGGCUUUGUGUAAAGUACAUAUCUGUCUGCAUCAAGUUGUUAAUCAGUGGAAUGAUCUUUGCAUAAAAGCGGUGUAUCUGUCUUAGAGUAUUCUUGUAGUUUCUGUGUGACUGCAUGAGAUGGGUAAUAUGGUGUGUUUUUAUUUGUAUUUAGAAGUUUAAUAUGCUGUGAUUCUGUUUUAGGGUUUAAUUUUUUCAGGUUGGUCUUUGGGCAAAAUAUAUACAUAAAAAAAAAAAAUUGGUAUAUUAUACAAAUAUAGACUGUAAACUACUAGCUUGAAUGCUGGCACUCUCUAUUUUCAAAUCCAUAUGACAUAAAAGAUGUUUACCUAAAGGGAUCUUUACUUUGAUGUAAUUUAGUAUAUCCCUUGUUGGGAGGGACUGGUAAUGGGUUUGUGAUUGAAGACAGUUUUCUGUACUGAUAUAACUUCCCCUUUCCCUUGUGUUUUUGCGAUGAAAAGGCACUCUUUGGAACCUGUCUUCUUUGGACUCCAUAAAGAUGGAGCUUGUUGAUCAGGCUUUAAACACGCUCACUCAGGAAAUACUUGUCCCUCACUCUGGGUGGCAACGAGAUGGAGGUGUGCAGGAUGGAGAAGAGGGGAAGCCCAGAAAUAUUGAGUGGGAGCAAGCCCUGGUUAACACUACUGGCUGUCUAAGGUGAGGGAAUAUAUGUUGUUGUUUUAAUGGACACUUUUUUUUUUUUUUUUCUCUUUGGGUCAGUGUCAGGUAAUUGUUCGUUUAUUUUUUUUUAUUUUUUUUAAAGAAACAUUUCCUCUGAGCGCUCUGAGGCACGCAGGAAGAUGAGAGAGUGUGAGGGACUAGUGGACUCUGUUGUUUACAUUCUUCGGUCUGAGAUAAGCAACAAGCAAGUAGACCGUAAGGUGAGUUGUUUAUUUUGCACUAGCCAAUAUGCUAAUUUGCAUUUGGUAGCUAGAGAGGAGCAGUAGGCAAAAUCCAAUUUGCUUGCAAGGUAACAAGCUACUAAACAUUGUCAGUUUGAGACAUUUCAGGCUGAAAAAAAAUAUACUCCCUUUUAAUGUUCAUGCUGUUACUUCUAAUUUACAGACCAGCACCAGAACCCCUUAAAGACCAGGAAAUACUUUGCCACAUAGGUGAUUCUCAUUUGGUUCUGCAGACUAGGAUAUUUCCAUAAACACCUUCACAACAGGUGUUUACAGGCUGUAUUAUUCAGACUUAUGUUCUGGGUCUCAGUGAUGAACUAGCUGAUGGCAGUCUUACUGGAACAGUUCAUCCCAUUUAGUUUAUUGAAUGGGGCUGUGUGUGUCAUUCUUCUUGAGCUGGAGAGGGAAGAGACACCACAUGUGUAGCCAAGCAUGUUCUUUGUACUAAAGUUAGUUCAUUCCUCCUUUGUCAUCUUAAUUUGCAGUCUUAUGGCUGAAGAUUGCUGCAUUUGUAAAGCUGAUAACCAUCAUUCAUAUUAACUUCCCCUCCAUAUGUUCUGUGCAGUAUAUUUGUAUAAACUAGAUCAGUUGGAGUUGUUUUUUAGUUUGCAUUUUCAUUGUAUUACAUAAUUUUAACAUUGGGUCUUAUUCCCUCAGCUUGUGGAGAAUGUAGUAUGCCUGCUUAGGAACCUAUCAUACCACAUACACCGUGAGAUUCCACAGGCUGAGAAAUACCAAGAAGCACCACAAAAUAACACCGCUGAGCCCCGCAAUCAAAGUUGCUUUGGAGUUCGACGAGGAAAAGGUGCUCUUUCCACCCCCCACUUAUAUUGAUGUGUGAGAUUUAGCGAUUAAGUAUUCAGUGCUGUUGUGAUGCAAGAGUUAGGAUCAUCACUUUGACAACCCUAGCUUGUAUAUUUCUCUUGCUAGGGUUGAUGAGGUAUUUCAGCAUAAUUUGGUAUCCGGUAAUGAGCUCUUCUAAUAAAGUAUGCCCUUCCAUAUGUUGCCAGUGCAGGAAAUAUUUGUUGCUGUACCUGUCCCUAGUCACCCAUGCUCUUUUACUGUAGGAGUUUGCAGGGGUUACAUAGGCCGAAAAGAGAUGUCCAUCAUGUUCAGCCUUUCUCACAUUUGUUUUUUGCUGUUCAUCCAUAAAAAAGGCAAAACACCCAGUUUGAAGCACAUUAAAUUUUACAAGAAACUGGGGAGGAGGGGAGAAUCUUAUUGACACCAGAAUGGCAGUCCAACUUAUCCUUGGAUCAAGAAGCUAUUACCCACAAUUUAAAAAUGUAUAUCCUUUAAUGUUAUGUUUUAACAAGUAUGCAUCCAAUUGCUCUUUAACCAUCUGUGCAGACUUUGAUAAAACCUCAUUUUCAGGCAGGGAAUUUCAUACUUAUUUUUCUUACGGUAAAUAAAAAAAAAAAUGCCUUUGCUUUAGACUAAACUUUCUUUUCUUCCAGUCUAAAUGCAUGACUGUUUUUAAUAGUAAACAGAAUAGUCAAUGAACAGGUUUAUCCCAAUCUUUUUGUAAAUUCAUAAGUUUUGUGACUUCAGGCAAGAAGACUUCAGAAGAGAAUGCUGCAGAUGCUGUUGAUUUUCCAAAGAGAACAGCCCCAGCACAAGGUGAAGUGUUUUUUUUGGGUUUUUUUUUGUUUGUUUAAUAUGAAGGGUUUAGUUUUUUUUUUUUGUUUUUUUUUCUCCAGUGACUUGGAUGCACCCCCAUUUAAUUCUUAAAGGGACACUAUAGUCACCUGAACAACUUUAGCUUAAUGAAGCAGUUUUGGUGUAUAGAACAUGCCCCUGCAGCCUCACUGCUCAAUCCUCUGCCAUUUAGGAGUUAAAUCCCUUUGUUUAUGAACCCUAGUCACACCUCCCUGCAUGUGACUUGCACAGCCUUCCAUAAACACUUCCUGUAAAGAGAGCCCUAUUUAGGCUUUCUUUAUUGCAAGUUCUGUUUAAUUAAGAUUUUCUUAUCCCCUGCUAUGUUAAUAGCUUGCUAGACCCUGCAAGAGCCUCCUGUAUGUGAUUAAAGUUCAAUUUAGAGAUUGAGAUACAAUUAUUUAAGGUAAAUUACAUCUGUUUGAAAGUGAAACCAGUUUUUUUUUCAUGCAGGCUCUGUCAAUCAUAGCCAGGGGAGGUGUGGCUAGGGCUGCAUAAACAGAAACAAAGUGAUUUAACUCCUAAAUGAGCAGGGGAAUGAUCUAUACCAGUGGUAGUCAACCUUUUUCUUCCUACCGCCCACUAAUGUAUCUUUCUUGAUGGAAAAAAUUCCUUACCGCCCACCAGUUUUCGCGCAAGUGCGGAAUAUUUUUUAUAAAGGAGGGCGUUUUAAAAAAAAUGUACGUACAUUUAUCUUUUUAUUUCUACUUAAUGCAUGUUUAUAAUGUUUUUAACUUUAUGAAGUUUAAUGAGAAAACAAAGUAAAUUGAAAUUACCUUUACUAGUGAUUAAUGAGAUCCUUGAGGUUGAUGCUGCGAGAGUAAAUAUUUGAUAUCUGGUUCGAUUUUUGUAAGGAACAAACAAAGGUCUCCUCUUUCGGUGAUAUUCAGAUGCCUUCUCUGUUUGCGCAUAUGAUUUCUCAUCUGUGCGUCAGCUCCCCUCCUCAAUUCCUCUCCCCACCUUUUUAUUUAUUUAUUUUUUUUCUUCCUUUUUUUUUCUUCUAUUUUUUAACUUCCCUUAUAGCAAUGCCCAGUAGGAAGGCUGAGCUAGGUAGCCCACUUACUAUAGCCCACUAUAACAGACAGGCGCACACACAUACAUACAUACAUACAAAGACACAUACACACACAACAAAUACAUACAAAGACACAUACACACACAAAUACAUACAAAUACAUACAAAGACACAUACACACACAACAAAUACAUACAAAGACAACACGACACAAAUACAUACAAAGACAUAUUCAUAAGACACACAUACAUACAUACAUACAUACAUACGACACACAUACAAAGACAAGACACACACAACACAAGACACAAAUGCAUACAAAGACACAUACAUAAGACACACAUACAUACAUACACACACACACAAAACAUACAUACAAAGACACACAAACACACACAUUAUAUUUAAGCCACCCUCCUGCUUCCUACAUUUAAGGUGCAGGAGGGUGACUUUCCCUGGGGUCCAGUGGUGGCUCAGGUGGAUGGGAGUUAGAGUUCCCACUCUGACUCCCCUGCUCUUCCUCCCGCGCGGCUCUCAGUGUUAACUGGGAGGAGUGAUGUGCAGUCACUUCCUCCCAGCUCUGUGAUGUAAUCACAGGGAGCCCGGUCGCGCUGUUAAAUCGCCCAGCGCUGACCGGGCCACCUGAUGGACCCCUUGGAUUGCGGCCCUGGCAGUUUGCCGCCUGGGCCGCAAAUGGUGAUUGCGGUACCCAGUCGCAGGGGUACCGACGGCUCAUGCCCACCCAAUCUCUCCAAAUGAGAAAAUCCCUACCGGCCACCUGGAAUCCUGAAACGCCCACUAGUGGGCGGUAGGGACCAGAUUGACGACACAUGAUCUAUACACUAAAACUUAUUUAGCUAAAGUAAUUUAGGUGACUAUCGUGUUACUUUAAAUAUGCAUGCAGCAGACCACCACACUCGUAUUUUUUUUUUUUUACAUUUCUUUAAAAACAAACUUGUUUUUUUUUUUUUUUGUUUGUUUUUUUUUAAUCCAGUCAAUAUACUGUUACUCCACUCGUCCAUUGGUUGUGGUUUGGGAAGGAGUAUUCUAGUAGUAGACCUCUAUAUUGUUAUACUGUUGACAUGCAUUUUUCUAACUUCAAAUUUUUUUUUUCCCUCCCUCCUUCUCCCCAUUCUUUGUGAACACUCUCCAGGUUAUGAGCUUCUCUUUCAGCCAGAGUUAGUGCAGCUUUAUGUGUCUCUUGUAAAGUCUUCUCGCACAGAGGCGGUGCUGGAAGCAGCAGCUGGAGCCCUUCAAAACUUGUGUGCUGGAAAUUGGACUGUGAGUGCCUUUUUGUGAACUCACUCUCGCGCUAAUGAUUUUGUAAAUGCUUUUGUGUGCUCAUGCUUGCAGUGUGCUAUAUUUGCGUACAAUGUUAUGUUUUACACGUGUGUAGAAUGUUUUUUUAAAUUUUUUUUUUUUAUUCAUACACUAUCAUAAUGAAGAGAGAAUUAUUUUCUAGUAUAGUAUCUUUUAAACUGUUCGUACCCUAGCAUGUAUACUUGCCCUGUAGUCUGACGCUCUGUGGUGUAUGUGCGCUCUCGCAGUAUGGCCGCUGUAUUCGUGCUGCUGUUCGUCAGGAGAAAGGGCUUUCGUUACUGGCUGAUCAUCUGAACAACAAGAGUGAGCGUGUUGUACGUGCCGUAUGUGGAGCAUUGCGCAAUCUCUGUGGAGACAGCCGGAACAAAGAACUGAUUGGUGAGGCAGCUUAAUUUUUUUGUAUGGGUGAAAGGCAGAUAUUUUAAGUGCAAACUCGUGUUAUAAAAAAAAUGUAGAGCGCUAUAGAAUGCAUAAGUGUACAUCCAAGUGUUUUUUGUUACCAUAUACAUUGCUCAACGUUUUGGGCAGUGUUUUAAAACUAUGCAAUAGGGAUACUUAACAAAUAAUUGACCUAACACAAGUAAUGUUGAUGGCCCAGAUUAACUUGGUUUAAAACUAAACAUACAUACAAAUACUCUUUAAAGGGCAGAAUAGCUCUGGAAGAUUUGAAGAAGUGUUAACUUGCAUUUUUAUAUUUUUCUGGGGUUUGUACACCUACCUGUUAGCUGCAAAAAUACUCACUUUCAUUGUAUUCUGUAUUGUACCUUCAUGUAGGUAAGCAUGCGCUCAACAGUCUUGUGGCACAGCUUCCCAGCUCAUCUCCCCAGUCAUAUGGAUUGUCAGAAGAUACUACUGUUGCCAUUCUUGGUGUCAUUCAGGAAGUAAUCACUGGUAAUCUGGAAGCUGCAAAAAAGCUUAGAGAAAGUCAAGGAAUUGAAAGACUGGUUUUGAUCAACAAGGGAGGGUCAGUGAAACAACCCUUAAUUAUUGAUUUCAUUUUAAGCAGGAACUGAUGGUGUUUGAGGUAAAAGUGGAUUUUCGAUAUUUUCUAACUGACUAUUUUCCCAUAGUGGACGCUCUGACAGAGAGAUACGUGCGGCAGGUUUUUGCUUACAAACAGUUUGGGGUUAUAAGGAUCUGAGAAGACCAUUAGAGAAAGAAGGGUGGAAAAAGACAGAUUUCCAGGUAACUAAAAAUCUGCCAACACUGUUAAUGGUGUCAUUCCCCCCCCCCCUUAACAAUUGCCACGGUCUUAUAUCUGAUGGUUUUUAUUUGUUUUGUUUUUUAGGUGUCUCUUGCUGGGACGACUCGUGCACAAGGUUAUGAUGAUAGCACUCUUCCGCUUAUUGAUCGGAAUCAGAAAAAUGGUGGGUAAUCAACCAUUAAGUAUAUCCCUUCUCCUUGACUCUUGGGAUGUCUAAUCUGUGUAUUUUGGUCUUGCAGAUAAGAAGUCUGGUAGCAUGGACAUCCCUUUGAAUGAUAUCAGAACAGGUAAGACAUCCUGAGAGUUAAUAAAUCCUUUGCUUAACAAAAUCACUAAAAUUAACUUUUUUUUAAAAUGGACAUAGCUGGUGGAGCAUCAUUGAAUAAAGAGAUUUUAAUCUCCAGUCAGUAAAGUAUUCCAACAUAUUUGCAUAUCUGAUUUCCACCUGUAUAAAUUCAUGCAAUAGUUUGCAUUUUCUUGUACCAAAGAAAACCACUCCCGUAACCAAACACCUCUUCCACACUUUAAAUACUGUUCUUCGCCCCUUUUCAACAACCCCAUUGACUGCAGCAAUCUGCUUCUGCCAACUAGCCCUGCUACAGUUUAUAAUGAUGGCUGCAUAGAGGCUUAUGUUCCUUUUGUCCCACUCUGCCUUUCCCCUCACAGUCCCUACAUUGGCUUCCCAUAAGAUACAGGGCUCAAUUUAAAAUUCUGAUCCUCUUAAUCUCUUCAUAACACUGCUUCUAUCUAAAUAUCCUCGCUAAUACAAAAGUAUGCCAUAUUAAGGCCCUACACUCUGCUGAAGACCUCUGUUCGUGCUCACACCUCUGACUCUCUCCACCAGACCCUUUUCUAGGGCUACACUGUUCCUAUGGAAAACCACUUCCCUGCUCCACUAGACUGUCACCUAGUCUCCCUUUAAAUCACUGAAAACUCACAACUUCAAGAAGGGACAUGAAUUAAACUGUAAACAGCUUUUAUUCCCCACACCUCACCAACCCAUCUUCUCUCCGGCAGCUGUCAUAUUUAAAAAAAACACAAAAAAACUAAACUUUCAUUGUAAACGUUAGCAACCUGCUUUUCCAUUACAUGAAUGUCUUCCCCUUGCCUGUUGUCAUUUGCCCAACUCACCUUUAGAAUGUAAGCAGGUUUGAGGAGAAUCUCCUGUUCCUGUAUAUUCAGCUUUUAUUGUUGUAAUUAGUUUUAAUUCACCUAUUGUACAGCGCCAUGGGAUUUGGUGCUUUAUUGAUAAAUUUUAAUGAUAAAUGACGUAAUAUGUUGGUAACAAAAAAGUAUAGCCAAAACAACUGUGUACAUUCUAUCAUAUAAAGUCUUUAUCAAAAUAAUUUCUUUGGGCAGCAUACUGCCCUUUCCAUGGAGACAUGUUACGCCAUCCAAAAUGUGUUUUUUUUUUUUUUUUUAACCUUUACAAUUUUGACUGGGCCAAAUCUUUGCUUGCUGUGGGUCAUGAAAUUUGGAGUGCAUUACUGUGUAGGACUAUCCUCUUUGCAUAUUUAGGUUUAUUUUAUUUCUGUACCAUUUAGAAAACAUGUUAUUGUAUCAGGACUGAGUGAUUUAACUUCUAACUACAGAAUGAAAUAAAUACAAGUCUCUUGAAAAAGGAUAUAAAAUCUUUACCAAAUUGCAUAUCCUUUUUCAAGAGAUUUUUGUAUUUUUCAUCUUGUAGUUUGAAGUUUUAAUCAUUCAGUCCUGAUAGUUAUAAAUCUGUGAAUAAUAACCCCACUCAAGUCAUUUAGAGCAUUUUAAAAUGAAGUUAGUCCAGAUUUUAGGAGAUAUAACUGCUCCUUGAUCAUUUCUUUGCGUGAACUAAAGUGAUCACUCUGACCUGUUCCACAUUUUUGGGAUGACUGGUUCCCUACAAUAUGACUAUAUGCACAGCAUAUGCACUGCUUAGAUUAAAAUAAAGCUAUCACAUGAGCAUUUUAAGAUGUAAUUCAAAGUUAAGGUUUUGUUAAUUAUGUCAAAGUCCCCUGCUCUGCUACUCCCCAAGUUAGUAUUGUUGUAUAUCGUUUUGGUGUUUAAACCUGGUAUGAAAAAGGUAUAUUUUAAAAAAUAUAUAUAUUUUUAUUUUUUAUUUUUAGAUCCAUACUCACACAAUGGAGACAGUAGCACUCGCCACUUAAACCGUUCAGGAGAUUUGUCAGAACUGGAACCCCUAAAGGUAACACACAGUUUCAAUUGCAUUCUUUUUUUUCUCACCUGCAGCUUUAUGCGGCUUCUCUUCACAUCUUUGCAUAAUAUCUAUCUCACUACUAACGAUCUUUGUCACAGGAACGGUCUCUCAGUGCUGCGGGAUCUCUGGAUCUUGGGGAUGCUGAAGACCAGCCAGUCUAAUACCACAUCUCUCGCAUGUGUAUGUAAUAUGAGUUGUCUGGGUCUCUUGCAUGCACGUGUGACCAGUCUAAUAUGUACAUGUCACUUUGUGUUAGCUGUUACUUUGCUACUACAGAUGUUGCUUGAUCUCCUAAUUCUCAUUUGUUUUCUUUGACAGGGUGAAACACAAGCUUGA